Molecule: messenger RNA, 58367 nt
Organism: Anopheles arabiensis
Lineage: Eukaryota; Metazoa; Arthropoda; Insecta; Diptera; Culicidae
Product: titin
Exons: 45
Coding region: 1-57165 (19054 amino acids)
Molecular function (GO): protein binding
Source: RefSeq, a predicted model, not a curated record
AUGGAGGCGGACGUACUGAACGCGCUCAACACGCAGACGGCGUACAUGCCGGGCGGUCGGGAUCGGGACGGACAUCCGCUCGUGGUCAUACCGGUCCCGUUCUACGACAAUCUGCCCUGGAUGAAGGGAUUCCUCGAGACGACGGUCAAGUACCUGUUGGCUAGCUUAAGUCCCGAAACGGUCAGCAGUGGACUCGCCGUCAUUCUCGAUGCGCAAAAGUGUUCGUGGCGCUCCACCCGCCAGUACAUACGGCACGUCCAGCAGCUGUUGAGCUGUGAGCAGAUGAACAGCUUUCUCGUGAUCCGGCCCGAUGCGUUCUGGGACAAGAAUCGGGUGGAGAACUGUGCCCGCCAGCAUCGCAAGGGUGAGCCAACCAUCAUCUCAAAGUCCCGGUUGGGCAAGUACUUUGACACGAGCGAGCUACCGGAGGAGCUUGGCGGCAUCAUCGCUUAUAAUCAUGAGCAGUGGAUACAAUCCCGCGAGCGCAUCGAAGAAUUUCGAAAAUCCUACGACAAAGCGAUGGGCGACCUAGAAAACCUGCACCUCAUCCUGCUGGACAACCGGACGGUGCGGGCCAGCGAGUCGACCGCGGCCCUCAAAUCUUGCCAGCAGCUGUACGGGGAUGUGCAAAAAUUUCUCUCCCUAGUGAUGGACGGCGGCAAAAAGCUGCUGGCCCACUUGACCGACCUGCACAGUGCCAAGUCGGCCGUACCGCAGGAUCUAACUGAUGGCAAGACGCAAGUCGAUCGGUUGCUGAACGCACUCGAUCGCAAGCAGACCGCCACCAACCAGGCCUGGACGGAGCUGGAACGCACGGUGGAGGUGCUGCAGGAGUUGGCCACCCUGGAGGAGGGCGUUUCGCACGUGACCAGCUGGAUACUGACGACGGCCGAAUCGAUGCUGAAUGCACAACUUCGGGUCGGACAUGAUGUCGGUACGGCUGAUCAGUUGCGGCUGGAGCACGAGAUUCUGGAGCUGCAGUGCUGGCAGACGUACGGGUGUUAUGCGGAACUGCUGCACAAAAUCGACCACUUUCCACGACGCAAGGAUACGCCGGCUUAUCGGGAUUUGCAGUCGCAGCGCGAGUGGAUGGACUUUGUGUGUCGCAGCUUCGCCCAGCGGCUGGAGCGUCGGCGGAAUGUGCUGAUCACGUCGGUGCGGUUCUUCCGCCUGGUGGCUGAGUACUUCGAUCGCACGAGCGAGGUGUUUCAGUCGCUGAUUAUGGGUGAGCGGGUGGAGGACUACGCACUGGCCAGUGCCAAUCUGCAGAAACUGAAUGAAAACCAACGAAUGCUUGAAAUGAUGGAGAAAGAGAUCAUCAAAGAGGGCGAAAAGCUGAGCGACGUGUUGCUCAUGCCGGUGAAGGAUGCGGUCGGGCGUGACAUCGACGUAGACUACAGCGAAGACAUUAGCAACGUGCGCGACAUUCUCGAUGCGACCCGGUCCCGGUCGCGCAUCUUCGCCGACAGUGUCGAGCUGCAGAAGCUGACGCUCGAUCAGAUCACGCACAUCUUCAAGUACGAGCAGGACGCCCGGACCGCGGUCAAGUGGAUGAGUGAUCUGCACCAGGUGAUGCUGCGUUCACACGCCCACGUCGGUGCAACGGUUCGGGAGAUCCAAUCGCAAAAGGAUGAACACCAGACACUGCAGGAGACGGCCAAGGGCACGUACAACUAUGGCUGCCAGCUGCUGAACGCGUCGCUCGCCCUGCGCCAGUCGUGCAAGCUCGAGACGGCCCAAAACAUUGCCAUGACCAAAGCGCUGCAGCGCACCUGGCGAUCCUUCCAGGCGGUGGCGCAGGAGCAGAUGACGCGACUGCGCGUCUCGGCCGUCUUUCACCGGAGCGUCGAGGAGCAGUGCGUGAAGCUGCGCGAGCUGCACGAGUGCGUGCUGCGGAUCGGGGAGAUCGCGGAGCAGGGCCGCCGACGGGUCCGGCUGCGCAAGUAUCUGGCGACGCGCGAGCGGCUGCUGCUCGAGGUGGGCCGCAUGGUGCGGCUCGGCCGGCUGCUCAAGACCCGGCUGAAGGAACCGUUUCUCCUGGACGACCGGCUCGAUGCGAUGGCCAGUCCGGAGAAUAUCAUUACCGAAAGUGAUAACAUAAUGGCGUGCGAAGCGAUCUCGACCCGGCUGGCGGAGGUGGCCCAGGUUGCGGAAGCCCUGGACAGUGUGCUGAGCGAUGUGCAGGGCGGCUUUGACGACGAGGUGGAGGAGCUGACCAGUGCCGAUGCUGGACAGGAAGUGGCCGCCGGCAAACGCAGUGACAGUGGAAAUCAAAGUGAUGACUGGAGCUCGAGUGUAAAGUCAACGGAUGAUGGAUCGUUUGUGACGGCUUCGGACUGCAUCUGUACGCCCCAGUCACGGUCCUCGUCGUACCAUACCGCCUCGGAGUGUCGUGCCUCGCCGUGGUGGGGCGUGGAGUCGAUCGAGCGGCAAAGUUCGCUCGAGAACGAUUCCGCCGAAGAUCCCGACCCGGAAGCGUUCCCCUCGAUCAAGCUGCUGUCGGGCGUGGUGAUGACUUCGAGUGCGAACCUUUCGUUCGACGAGUCGGAGCACAGCUUCCCAACUCCGGCCAUUUCGCACGGUUCGGCCAGCGUGGAUUCGGACGAUACCGUGCCGACGGUGUGCUCGCCUACGAGUGCGAUCGGGACGAGCUCCGCCUCCAGUUCCGCCCUGAACUCGAUCAAUCGGCGGGAAAAUUUGGCCCUCUCGCUGACGCCGGAAGAGCUGGAGCAGAUCGAGAACGACAUACGGAACAACAAUCUGCUCGCGUCGGUCGGCAGCGACGGCACGGUGGAGCUGGUGGGCAAGGUCCAGGAGCUCCAGAGCACGCAGGUGACGCCGACCAGCGAAGACAGCGGGAACAUCGGGGACGCAUACUUGCAGAAAACUUGCGCAGCGCAGUGCGUCGAGCGGACACUCGCCGAAUUUGCCGACCGCCAGUCGGCCGUCAGUAAUGAGUGGGAAAGCUGGAACAGUCGACGACGCACGGAGACAACACUGAAGCAAAUCAUGGCUGCCAACAUGGAGACAUUGGCCGUAGCAUCCAAGCUGGAGGAGCAGCUGUAUCCGCUCUUCAGCACCGCCCUGGACAAUCCAGCCGAUCUGAUCGAGUUUAUCGGCCGCAAACGUACCCAGCUGCAGCAGGAUGUGCAGGUCGCUGAAGCCGAUCUGACCCAGCGCUUCGACACGAUCGCACAGCUGGAGGCGGCCGGUGCCGACCCCGGCACGGAACAGGACAUGGUGGCGGUGAAGAACAACCUGAACUCGAUCAAGACCAAGCUCCACACGCUCGGGGCCGACUUUGGCGAGCUGUCGGACGCGACCGAACACUUCCUGCGCUCGAUCCUGCAGUGCCGGGACAGCAUCCGGGAGUACUUCGGCACCAAGCAAACCGUAACCGGUCCGGGCAGUGUGGAAGCGAUCGCGGAGGGCUACGAGCAGUUCAAGCAGGCCACGAUGGAGUACUUCCGCGGGUUGCUGCAGCAGAGCGAGCAGAUCAUCGAGCGGGUGAAGGCGCUGGAGCCGCCCGGAGCCCGCGAGCUCGACACGGACAAGAUCAUCACGCUGCUGGAGAACCUGCGGACGUACUUCGAGUCGCAGACCGAGUCGGAGAACUGUGAGCUGAAGAAGCAGCACAGUGUGCUGGCGUUCGACCGUGAGCUCGGAGAGGUGCGGGCUGCGAUUCGGGCGGAGGCUGAGCGGUUGGACCGGACCCGUGGACAGUACGGGGAGAGUGUGGCCGAGGCUCAGUCCGUCCGGGUCGCUUUCGAGGAGCGGGCAACAAUACUGCAGGAUCUUGAGCGCCGUAUCGAUGCAUUUAUUAGCUCUGGAACGGAGCUCGUACGCCAGUACCCCGAGACAAGCCCUUACAUCGAGUCGGAAACGCACAAGAUACGCAACGAGUGGACGGACUUGCUGCGCAAGCUCGAGGAGCACCGCCAGAUUCACACCAUUGCGAUCGAGUACUUCGAGCUGAUCACCAUUAUUGAGGAACAUUAUCGCACACUGAACGCAGAACUGAUCAACGCCAACAACAAGCUCACCAUACUGAACAACGCCGACGUGGCGAACGAUCUGGUCGCGCAGGUCGACAACACGAUCCGCACGCACGAGACGAGCCAGCUGGACGCGUUGAAGAAGAUCGCCAGCCUAUCGACCCAGCUGUACGGUUGCGACAAGACUGUCACCCUGUACACGGAAAACACGAAGCUCUUCCAAACGUUCUACAAAAUCAAGACGGAGGUGUACGAGCGCUCGAAGGAGCUCGGCGAGGAGCAGGCCCGUCGGGAAGAGCAGCAGCGACAGGAGCAGCUGCAGCGCGAACAGGAACAACAGCGACAGGAGCAGCUGAAGCGCGAACAAGAAGAACAGCAGCGACAGGAGCAGCUGAAGCGCGAACAGGAAGAACAGCAACGCUUGGCACAGCUACAGCGGGAACAGGAACAGGAGCAGCAACGUUUGGAGCAAAUGCAACGAGAACAGGAAGAGGAGCAGGAGCGAUUGGCACAGCUCCAACGAGAGCAGGAACAAGAACAGCAACGUUUGGAGCAACUCAAAAGAGAGCAGGAGGAAGAGCAGCUGCGACUGGAGCAGUUGAAACGCGAACAAGAGCAGGAGCAGCAGCGCCUGGAGCAGUUGAAGCAGGAACAGGAGCAAGAACAACUGCGUCUCGAGCAGUUGAAACGAGAACAAGAGCAGGAACAGCUUCGCAUGGAGCAGCUCCAGCGCGAGAAGGAGCUGGCAAUGCAACAGCAACAAGAAGCAACCAUUGUAGAGGAUGUCCAAAUCACCACCACAACGUCUCACGCUGGUUUGCCCCACCAGCAGCAAUCGUUUGACGUGCAGACGAUCGACGAGGAACAGUACCUGCAGGAGCCUCAAGUGCCUUUGGUCAUCCAAACGGUCGAGGAGCAAGUGCACGAGCAGAUCCACGAAGUCGUUACCACCACGUCGACACUGUCCACCGCCCAACCGGAAGCGAGUCUGCGUUUCAUGCAACCGCUGUCUGACGUGUGCGUCCAGGAGGGUCAGCGCGUCCGGCUGCAGUGUGUAGUGGCCGGCGUUCCCGACCCAAUGAUCGAGUGGUACAAGAACGGCAUCAGUGUGCAGGGCAAUCCGGACUAUCGCACCAGCUUCGAUCCGGCCAGUGGCGUGUGUACGCUCAUGAUCGACGAAACGGUCACCGCAGACAGUGCGGACAUUCUGUGCCGUGCCGCAAACGAGGCCGGAAUUGCCGACACCACGGCUCGACUGCUGGUGACGGAAGCGCCUCCACCACCGCCCAAACCGGCCGGAACGGCACCGACGUUCACGAUGCGCCUGCUCGACGGUGGCGUUGCCCAGGAGGGCCAACCGUUCCAGUACGAUUGUGUGGUAACAGGCCAGCCGACACCGACCGUGCACUGGUACAAGGGCGAGCAGUGCGUGGACGGUUCGCCCGACUAUCGGCAGUCGUACGAGCCGGCUUCGGGCGUUGCGUCCCUGCGCAUCGAGCAGGUCUAUCUCGAGGACCAGACGCACUACACCUGCCGGGCGGUGAACGAUUGCGGCUCGGACGAAACGAGUGCGUUCCUCACGGUCAAGCCGCUGGAGCCGACCGAGUUUCCCAACUUCCCGGAACCGCUGUCCAACGUGAUGGCCCGGGUCGGCCAGAAGAUACGGCUGGAGGCGAAAGUGAGCGGUACGCCGCAGCCGGAGCUUAUGUGGACGCACGACGGCAAGCACUUCACCAACCGCGAGGUUAAAUUCUACUACGAAAACGGCCGAGCGCAAUUGGUCAUAGACGAGGCAUUCCUGAAGGAUGCUGGUGUCUACACGCUGACCGCCAAGAAUAUCGCCGGUGAACAGUGCUGCUCGUGUAAUGUGGUGGUGAAGGGUCGGCUGCCGAACGAAACCAGCGACUCGGAACUAGCAAGCGAUAUGGAGCCAGUGAAGCCCGCGGUCCAGCUGCCGCUGCGCGAUGUGUCGGUGUUCGAGGGCAAACCGGUCCGGCUGGACUGUGUGAUUGUGGGCCAGCCGGAGCCCGAAGUGAUCUGGUAUCAUGGCGAGCGGCCCGUGAAGGAAUCGAACGACUUUCAGCUGCUCUUCCAGGGCGACCGCUGCUCGCUCGUGAUCCGCGAGGCGUUCCUCGAGGAUGCGGGCGAGUACCGGGUAGUGGCUAUUAAUAGCGCGGGCGAGGCGUCGAGCCAGUGUGCGGUGCUGGUGACACCGCUCAAUACGGCCGAGCCGGCGGUCCGGCAGCCGGUCGAGCGGGUGCUGCCGGCGGUCGGUGCUCCGCCGCGCUUCGAGCGUCUGCUCAGCGACAUUCUCGCGGACGAGGGCGAGCGGGUGCAGUUUGAGUGUGCGGUCAGUGGUGAUCCGCGCCCGUCGAUCCGCUGGUACGUGAACAACCGCGAGAUCCCGACCGAUGUGGCCGUGUCGCCGCGCGUGCACUGUGUCGUGCGGGACGAUGGCGUGGUGAAGCUGAUCAUUGAGCGCGCCCUGCCCGACGACAAGGGCGUGUACACGGUGAAGGCCGCCAACGCGUCCGGCGAGGCAAAGUGCUUCUCCAACCUGAUCGUGAAGACGAUCAAUGCGCCCGAGUUCGAGACGGUGCCGGCCUUCCUCACCGAGAGCCUGGUGUGCCCGACGUUCCGCGAGCUGUUUGCCGAUCGCGUGGUGCGCCAGCACGAGCCGUCAAAGUUCGAGUGCAUUGUGAUUGGCAAGCCGCAGCCGAAGAUACGCUGGUUCUUCAACGAUCAGCCCGUGCAGGGGCAUGACUUCUUGGUGUCGACCAGCGGCGAUCGACAGGUGCUGACCAUCCCCGAGGUACGCCCGGAGCUGACGGGCAAGAUCACGUGUUACGCCGAGAACGAGGCCGGCAAUGCGCAGUGCGUCGCGAUCGUGCAGCUGCUCGAGCAGCUCGGCUCGGUUGGACCGGCCCCGAUGGCCACCCUGCCGGCGGCUACAACCGAAUCCAUGCAGCAGAUCGAUACGACCGGUUCGUCCUGCGUGACGCUGCAGAAGCACGUCACGACCAGCUCGACGACGAGCUCCUCCUUCUCCUCCUCAUCGAUGGUCCAGCAGAACGGAGUCGCCCAGUCGCACGCGGAGGUGCACGCCGAGUCGGCGAAGCUGGACCGUUCCUUCCACCAGGUGGGCGAUCAGCCGGCGCAGGUUGCCGAAGCGGCCGAACAUCAGCGCUACGACAAGGUGAACGAUCUGCCCGCGACUGUCCAGCACGAGGCGUCUUCGUACGUCGGGGUGGCGCCGAGCCACGAGACGAUCAUUGCCAACUCGGGCCAGAUCAGCACGGGCAAGCCGGCGCGGCGCAACAUGGCGCCACGGUUUGUGACGCCGUUCAAUGGGAAGAUCGUCGACCAGGGCGCAGACGUUAUCAUCGAGGGAAUUGUGGACGGUUAUCCAACGCCGGAUGUGCGCGUCACGAAGAAUGACGUGGAGCUGCAGCCGGAUGGGGAGCGCGUCAAGGUGUCCUACUCGCUGAACAAGAUCGUGGUCGAGCUGAGGAAUGUGUCGCCGGCUGAUGCGGGCCGAUACACGGCAACGGCUUCGAAUGCGGCCGGUGCUUCGACCAGCACUGCCGAUUUGGUCGUUAAAAAGUCCAUCUUUCCGCCAGUGUUUGGCAGACGGCUGCAGGCCCAAACCGUGCGCAACGGCGACCGGGUCGUGCUGGACGUGGAAGUGUCCGGCACGCCCGAACCGUCCGUCGCCUGGUUCAAGGACGGGCGGCCGGUGCAGGAAGCGUUCGCUCCCGGCAGCUACGCCCUGCAGCAGGUCGGGCCCUGCUUCAAGCUGAUCUUCGAGCAGGUGUCGCUGAACGGUACGGGCACCUACAUGGUGAUGGCGACGAACGCGGGCGGCGAGGCGCAAAGCACGGCCGACAUUGCCGUGCUGCAGUGUGAAAGUGCGGCCCAGCCGGCGCCCCAGCCCGCGCCCCAGAAGCAUGUCUCGUUCGUGGACAUGGUACAGCAGCAGCAGCCCCGCUCGGAGGAGGCACUCGAGGGCGAGGGCGGUGGGUUCAGUGCCCGGCAGGAGUACGCGAGCGAGGCGAAGCUGCACGGGCCGACGACGGAGUCGACGAUUGUCACCGAGACGCGCCGCACGACCGAGGCGACGAUGCGCAUGGAGCACAAGAUCAGCUUCCCCGAGCUGCCCCCGUUGCGCCUGUCGCAGCGCACGCAAACGCCCACCGUGCCGACGGUGACCGAGGGCACGAGUCCGAUGAGCGCGGCUGACCCGCCGUCGGCCGGGCAGCAACAGCAGCAGCAGCAGUGCGCGGGCACCAAUACCGACCCGAUCGCGACCCGCUCGGACGCAACGCAGACAGCGCCGACGACGAUGACGGUCGACGUGCCGACGGCACCGAGCGUUCGGCUCCCAGCUCAGUCCGAAUCGAAACGGGAGAGUAGCAGCAUCAGCAGCAGCAGCAACAGCGUCACCAGCACCGUUGUGCGUGAACGACCGAAUUCGUCAUUCGAGCCACUGUUGCAGCAGCCGGCCGACGUCGGUGAACUGACCUCGGCACCACUGUUGGUAGGUUCGGAGCCGCGGCCGCUCUCCCUUUUGAAGCCCCAGCCGGAAACGAUCCCGACGCCCCCGAUCGGAACGCUGUUCCAAUCGGUGGCGACCGAAGCGCCCAAGUUCCCGCCGGCCCCGCCGGGAAGCAGCAGCGUGCGGAAGCCGAGACCGGCCAGCAUGUCGGAGGUGACGCGGGCCCGCAGCACCUCGCCCCGUCCGUCGGCCGACGCCAUCGCGAUGGAGCGGCUGUGGUCGACCCCGAAGGCGUUCGGGUCGUUCGGUGCGAGGGCGGCCGACGAGCCGCCGGUGUGCCAGGUGUACCGAUCGUACCGACCGCCGCCGACCGUCUCCUCAUCUUCAUCCACUUUCACCAAGCAUAUUACUACUACUACCACUCAGCAACAGCAACAACCACCACCACCACCACCACAACAACACAACUAUUCGACACUUCCGUUCGCACGCAAGCAAACGAAACCGCACCAAGAGCACAACGCCGCUAAAGCUCAUUCCGAUUCGAUUCGAUCCGAUUUUCAGCCGAUCUACCAGCAGCCCCCCCAGCCGCAGCCGCAGCCAGUGGUCAACGCACCCGCCCCGACCCAGAUGUACUCGUCCUUCUCCUCGACGCAGCAGUUCCAAGCGUCCUCGACGCUGUCGCAGCAGCAGUACUCACAGUCCUCGAUGCAGUACCAACCGUUCAAGCCGUCCCUGGCGGUGGAGGCCCCGGUGCGGGCGCCUUCUCCCGCUCCCGUGCCGACCUUUGUGCCGGCGGCGGCCGCUGCUCCACCGCCCCAGAGCUUCCCGCCGAAGAUCACUCCCUUCAAGCCGGCGCCGGCUCCUGCUGCACCGGUCGUUGCUGCUGCCCCGGCGCCAAUGUUCGCGCCAGCUGCUACCCAGCAGCCGCUGAACGUUGGCACGACGGCUCCAGCACCGACCUGCACCUUGACGCCGAUCGCUGGCGCUACUCCGGCCUUUGUGGCUGGGCCGUCGUACAACCAGACGCCACAGCCGUUCAAGCCGCUGCCACCGCCCGCGAUUACACCCAGCUCGCUUGGUAGCGCUGCCCAGCCUUCUGUUGCUGCUGCUGCAGCAGCACCGCUGCCAACCGUCAGCCAGCCAGCGUAUGCUGCACCGCAGCCACAGCCCCAACCGCAAGCCUUUGCCGAGCCUACUGGGCCGGUCUCGUUGCCACCGUAUCAGGAGCCGCUGUCCUUCUCGUCGAAACCGGCGGUGGAGCCACUGUACCCUGGUCAGCUGGGAGGUUAUCAACAGCCACCUCAGCCUCAGCCACCACAGCAGGUACAGUACCAACAGCAGCAGGUUCAGCAGCAACAGCAGCAGCAGCAGGUGUACCAGCAGCAGCAGGUGUACCAGCAGCAACAGGUGUACCAGCAGCAGCAACAGGUGUACCAACAACAGCAGCAGCAACAAGUGUACCAGCAGCAGCAACAAUCACAGCAGCAGUACUACAUGGAGCAGCAGGACGAGGAGGUGUACAAGAAAAAGUCCGUCAAGGAAACGAAGAAGCUGUUCGAAGAGUCGCUGCUGCAGCAGCAGGCCGCGUACGGCGAGCUGAAGGCACCGCGCAUGGUCCAGGGCGUCCGUCUGCCGGUUGCGGCGGCGGCCCCACUGCCCGCCGACUUUGGGUACGGUGCGAUCGCGGAGCUGGGUCUCGAGCCAGGGCCCCAGCCGACGAUGGGCUACGCUCCGAAGGCCUCGAGUGAGCGCAAGAGCUCCUACUACCGGGAGCAGAUCGAGCAGUCCCUGCUGGAGAGCAUGGACAAGGAGCCGGAACGUGUCCCGGCCGGCGGUGUCAAGAUUAUCCCGCCCAGCCCGCGCAAGAAGUCGAAACCGGCAGCGCCGGCGGGACAAUCUGACACUGCAGGGGGAGUGCCUGCCCCACUCGAGCAGCCCGCAGAGCCGCAGCAGGGCCAGCAGGGUGCCAUGACCAAGAGCCCGUUCACCGCCACCGAGAGCGAGUACGAGAGCGACAUGGACGGAGUGACUGGUGCCCGCCGCCAGAACGGCUACCUGGCCGACACGGAGGAGGUCGUGCAGAAGACGGCAGCUGUCUCCUUCGAACAGCAGCAGCAGCAGCAGCAGACGGUACAGACGGUUGAGAGCUUCAGCAGCUCCAGCAAGGUGGAGUCACACUCGUCGGUCGUCAGUGAGGUUGUGCAGCAGCAGCAGCAGCAGCAGCAGGUCGUCGAACAGGUUGAGCAAAAGGUGGAACAGGUUCAAGAGCAGCAACAGCAGCAGCAGGUGACGUCAGAAGAACAGGUACAGCAGCCACAGGAGCCGCAGCAACCAGCGCAGCAGUCCGAGGAAGUGAUCAUCUCGUCGUCGGAAACCGUCCAGAAGGAAACAACGGUUGAGGAGAGCAAGAGCAACUUCCUGGUCAACAACGAUCUGCCGGAGGACUUGCAGCCGGUGAAGGUGCUGCCAACGGAGGAGCCACUGCCAACGCUCAAGCAUGUGCCUGUUCCGGCCGCCGUACAGCCCGUCCCAGAGCCGGCCCCAGCGUCCGAGCCGACCCCGGUGGAACCAGCACCGCAGCAGCUGCAGCAACCAUUGCCGCAACAACCACAACCCGAACCGAUCGCUGCGACUCCGGUGCAGCAGAACGGCUAUCCGACGCCCAGCCCGGCCCAGCCGUUCCUGUCGGACUACGAGAGUGAUGCCGCGGCUCCGUCGCUGGCGGGCUACAAGCCGGUCCAUCCGGUGUUUGCGCCGCCGAAGCAGGAGUUCGCCACGGGUUCGGCUGCACCGCCACCGUCAGUAUUCGACCCUAUCGACAAGAUUCAAGCGAGCCAAAUCAGCGCCCCAGCGGACGCACCAAAGAUCGAGAAGCCAAAACCAAUCAGCUACGUGCAGCAGCAGCAGCAGCAGCAGCAGCAAUAUCAGUCGUACCAGCAACAGCAGACCUCAUCCUUCCAGCAGCAGCAGACCUAUCAGCAGCAAUCGUACCAGUCGGUGCAGCCGCCAGUGCAGCAGUCGUUCCCGCCGGCGGUGCAGUCGAUGCCGGCCCAGUACUACACCUCGGUCACCGGCCAGCCCGUCACCAACACGAUCGAGACCACCAACUCGCUGCAGAUGAAGGAGAUGACCGAGAGCAGCAACCGGGUGCUGAACAUGCAGCAAACGAAGCAAACUGCCUACUUGCAGCGACCGGGACGCUUCACGCCGGGCGAAUAUCGCGACAGCGAUGGGUACGACAGCGAUGGCAACCGCAUCCGUCCCCUCUGGACGCCGAACCCGUCCGACAGCGAUGAGCCGCACUAUCGCAGCGUGCGGCCGAACUUCCAGCAGCCGCGCUCGACGAGCCUGCCGCGCCAGUACGAGCGCAUCCAGACGCCGAUGGAGUUCGACACGCUGCCGGUGCAGAUGCCGACCAAGAUCGAGCUGUCGGCGGGCGGAGUAGAGUCGAGCCACCAGCGCAGCAGUUCGCUGUCGCGCCAGAGCACCGAGAUCCAGACGACCACUACGAUGACGACGGAAACGCUCAAGACGCAAACGCUGGACCGGUACGCGUCGAAGCGGAUGGCGACGGCCCCGGUGUCGAACUCGCGCGAUGACAUGGCGGUCAAGGCGCACCGGGUCGCGCCGAUCAACUACAUCCAGAAGCAGGCGGACGGUAUGGCCCAGUCGUUCAAGACGAAGGCGUACCAUUUCAACAACGAGGUCAUGACGGACAUCAAGAAGACGCCGAUCAAACCGAUCCUGAAGAACGCGUACGGUGCCCCGAUGCCACAGCAGCAACAGAUGGCACCGCCACAGCAGCUGCAGCAGCAGCAAGGGUCGGCUGUCCCACCGCAGGUCUACCGGGAAGAGUCACGAGUAUCGCAAUAUGAAGCAUCAUUCCACUGCUACAAGGAGCUAAAACCGAACGGACAGCCAGCAACGUCAACCCACGACAGCACGAAUGGAACGAACGUCGUCCGCACGGUGCUGGAGGAAACGGACACGAUCGAGAAGACGUACCGAUCCAUUUGCCUCAUACAAACAUGCGAAGUGCAACAGCAGCAUGGUGGCUUCAUUCAGCAGAGCGCUACACCGCUGGCAUCGAUCACGCCCGGUCUGCAGACACCAACUGGAGGUGCUCCGUUCCAGCAACAGCAGCAGCAGCCGCAGCAGCAAGUGCCGCUGCAGCCGCAGCCAACGUACGGCAUGGCGGCCCCAACGCCCGUCCCAGCCGGCGCCCCUACCGGCGACUACUCGCCGCCGGUCUUCGAACAGAUCUUCAAGAACUCGCGCUUCGCCCAGGGCGGCAACGCGCUGUUCGAGGGCAAGCUGAAGGGUAAUCCCCGGCCGGAGGUUUCGUGGACUCGAAAAGGCGCACCCCUUCUCGACUCCGCGAAGCACCGGCUGAGCUACAACCCGGGCACCGGGGCCGUCUCGCUGAUGAUCAACCAGAUCGGGCCGGGCGACGAGGGCGAGUACACGUGCAAGGCGCGCAAUGCGGUCGGCGAGGCGAUCUGCUCCGUGUUCAUCCAGCCGGAGGGCAUGGCGACGCCGCAGUUCCAGCAGGUACGCCGCGAACAGCAGCAGACCACCGUUAAGCAGCAGCAGCAGCAGUACACCAACGGGUACUCGCACGUGGAGGAAGAGUUCAAGGUGGACACGUUCGAGUAUCGUCUGCUGCGCGAAACGUCCUACAGGGAGUCGAUCACGCGGCGGUACGCCGGCGAAACGGACGCGCAGCUCAUCACGACGGUCGAUCGUGCGCUGGGACCGGCCACGGCCCCUCAGAUCGGUCAGAAGCCGCGCAACUCGAAGCUUUCGGAGGGUUCCGAUGCGGUGUUCAGCACGCGUGUGCUUGCUAAUCCGCGUCCGCGUCUGUCCUGGUUUAAGGAUGGACAGCGCAUCAUCCCGUCGGCGGACAAGUACGAGGUUAGCUACUCGAACCAGCAGGCCAUGCUGCGCAUCAAGAAUGUGAACGCGCGCGAUUCGGGCCAUUACACGCUGCUGGCCGAAAAUCCGCAGGGAUGUCAGGUGUCGUCGGCAGUGCUGGCGGUCGAGGCGGCCCAGGAGCAGGUGGCUGUGGAGCGUGCUACUUCCUUCUCGGAGCAGCAGCAGCAUCAGCAGUUCCAGCAGCACCAAGUCAUUGAGACUUCGACCGAGGCUACGAAAGCGCUGUCGCCGUCGUUCAUGACGCUGAUCCAGGACGCGGAGACGACCGAGGGCAAGAUGGUACGGUUCGAUUGCCGCGUGACCGGUCGUCCGUAUCCGGAGGUGGCCUGGUACAUUAACGGCAACCUCGUGACGGACGAUGCGACGCACAAGAUCCUCGUGAACGAGGCCGGCAAUCAUUCGCUGAUGAUUACGAGCACGAACCGCUUCGACCAUGGCAUCGUGACGUGCGUGGCGCGCAACAAGAGCGGUGAGGUGGCGGCCCAGGCCAAGCUGGUCGUGUGCGAGCGCGAGCAGGUCGUGGCGCCGAAGUUCGUCGAGCGCUUUACCACGGUCAACGUGAAGGAGGGCGAACCGGUGCGACUGUUUGCGCGUGCCAUUGGUACGCCGCUGCCGCGCAUCACCUGGCAGAAGGAUGGCAUUCCGCUCGUCCCGGGGCCGGAGGUGCAGAUCUGCAACGACGAGAACGGCUGCACGACCGUGGAUAUCCCGCGGGCGAAGGCGUCCGAUGCGGCGUGGUACCAGUGCACGGCACAGAACGUGGCCGGUACGACGGCAACCCGCGCUCGGCUGUUUGUCGAAGCUCCGAAGGGACCGGAGCCGGAGCAGAAGCGUCUCAAUCUGCCACGCCCAACGAAGGUCAUUCAGCCGGAGGCUGUUCCGGAACCGGAAAUUAUCUAUUUGCGUCAUGUGGAGCGAGCUGCUCCGCAUGCGCCACCGAAGGAGGAGGAACGCACCUAUCCGCCACCGAAGUUCAUCGUGCCGCUGAGCGACGUUGCACAGGUUGAGGGUGGCAAGGUGCACUUCGAGGCGCGCAUUGAGCCCGUCUCCGAUCCUUCGAUGCGUGUGCAGUGGUUCCUGAAUGGCAAUCUGAUCCAAGCAAGUUCGCGUGCAAACACGACCUUCCAGUUUGGUUUCGUAGCGCUGGAUCUGCUGACGAUCGUGAUGGAGGACAGCGGUGAGUAUCUGUGCCGUCUGUCCAGCUCGACGGGAGUGGCGGAGUCGCGCGCCAUGCUGAGCGUGCAGCCACGCCCACCGAUCGAGCAGCAAACGCAGCACCCAUCGUCGCUGGAUCAGAUCCAACAUCUCGAGGACUACUCUAAGUACGUGCGUACCGAGAGCAUCGAGGAGGUCGUCAACCAGAGACCAGGCUUCACGCGUCCGCUGCAGGACUUGGGCGAGCUGGAGGAGGGUCGCAAUGCGCACUUUGAGGCGCAGAUCACGCCGGUCAGCGAUCCGACGAUGCGCGUCGAGUGGUACAAGGAUGGACGCCCGAUCACGGCCAGUUCACGUAUCACGGCUAUCUUCAACUUUGGCUACGUUUCACUGAACAUCAUGCAUCUGCGGGCGGAAGACGCCGGCACGUACACGGUGCGAGCGGUCAACCGCAUUGGCGAAGCGAUCAGCACGUCGAAGAUUUCCGUCGUCAGCAAGGCGCCGGUUACCGGGGACUUGGGUAUCCAGGAGCAGCGCAACUACAUCCAGAAGAUUGAGGAGCUGGAACAGUACCAGAAGUACCAGAACAUGAAGUUCUACGAGGAGACGCCGGAGAGCACGCAGCGCCCGGAGUUCAAGAGCCCCAUCUCGGAUCAGUUGAAUGUGCGGGAGGGUGGCUUUGCGCACUUUGAGGCGCGUCUGGAGCCGGUCGGUGAUGCAACGCUGCGCGUCGAGUGGCUCAAGGACGGUCAUCCGGUGGAGGCGAGCUCGCGCAUCACAUCGUUCUGCAACUUUGGAUACGUGGCGCUGACGAUCAAGCAGGUUACGGUGCACGAUGUCGGCACUUACACGUGCCGUGCGUACAACUCGCUGGGUGAGGCGCACGUUUCGGCUAAGUUGACGGUGCUGACGCGCCAGGACAUCAUUGUCGACUCGCAGACGAGCCACAUGGGCAUGGAGAAGAUCCAGUAUCUGGAGGAUUCGUCCAAGUACAUGCGUACCACUCAGGAACAGGUUGAGCAGGUGGUACAGCCGCAGCCACGCUUCUUGGGGCCGCUUAAGGGUACGAACCGCAUUGUUGAGGGACAGCGUGCUCACUUUGAGGCACGUCUGGAACCGCAAUCGGAUCUCACGAUGCGUGUUGAAUGGUAUCACAAUGGUCGUCCGCUGAUGAGCGCUAAUCGCAUCCAGACAUACCACGACUUUGGCUACGUUGCGCUGGACAUUUUGGACGUUCGUGCGGAAGACUCGGGCACCUACACGCUGGUAGCAGCGAACGCGGCCGGACAGGCGCAGGUUGAAGCCACCAUGGUGGUGGAAACUCGUGCCGCUAUCGAUACGACCAGCAUGCACCACGUUGUGGAACGUUCGCAGCAGAAGGUGGAAAAGCAUUUCGUGGAGCCACAGUACCAGGUGGAGGAGCUGUGCAAGUCGAAGCCGAUCUUCACGCAGCCACUGUCCGAUCCCCAGCCGGUCGGCGAGGGACGCAACAUCCAUCUGGAGUGCAAGCUGGAACCGCUCGGUGAUCCGACGAUGCGCGUCGAAUGGUACCAGAACGGGCGCCCGAUCACGGUCGGCUCGCGCUUCAAGACGUACUACGACUUUGGCUUCGUAGCGCUGGACAUUCUGCACUCGACGGCGGCCGAUUCCGGCGAGUACACGGUGCGCGCCACGAACCAGCUCGGUUCGGCCCACACGUCGGCCUGUGUGCGCGUCAUCACGCGCUCGGACAUCAUUACCGAGGCGCAGAGUGAAAUGUCCGUCGAGCAGAUGCAGUAUCUGGAGGACGCGUCGCGCAUGAGACGCGAUGUGCUCGAGGACAUUACCGUGAUGUCGCCGCCCCAGUUUGCCCGCUCGCUGCACAACGUGGAAACGUUCGAGGGCACCAACAUUCAUCUGGAGUGCCGUCUGCAACCCGUCGGUGAUCCGUCGAUGCGCGUGGAAUGGUUCGUGAACGGAAUGCCUGUCAAGAUUGGGCAUCGCUUCCGGCCGGCGUACGAGUUCGACUACGUUGCGCUCGAUCUGCUCGGUGUGUAUGCGGCCGACUCGGGCGUGUACACGUGCCAGGCGCGUAACUCGCUCGGCGAAGCGGUUACCUCCUGCUCGGUGCGCAUCAUGGCGAAGAAGGACCUGAUCCUGGAGUCGCAGUACCCGGCCGGUCUGGAGAAGCUGCAGUAUCUGGAAGACAUUGCCCGGUACCGCAAGACCGAGUACGUCGACGAAAUCGUGAACGUGAAGCCGCGCUUCCUGACCAAGCCGAAGAACAUCGAUCGGGCGCAGGAGGGUGGUCAUGCGCACUUUGAGUGCAAGCUGGAACCGGUCACGGAUCCGAAUCUGAAGGUGGAAUGGUACAAGAACGGUAUGCCGAUCACCGUCGGUCAUCGAUUCCGUCCGAUCCACGACUUUGGAUAUGUGGCGCUCGACAUCAUCGAUCUGAUCGCGGAGGAUACCGGCACUUACAUGUGUCGGGCCGUGAACUUGGUCGGCGUGGACGAGAUUGCCGUGCAGUUGUCGUGCCGUGGAUCGCAGCAGAUCCUAACCAACACCCAGAACGAGAUGGGACUGGAGCAGAUCCAGUAUCUAGAGGAGAAGACGCGCCAACAGCGCUCGGACUAUCUGGACGAGAUGACAACGCAGGCACCAACCUUUACGACCUCGCUGAAGCACAUCGAGAUCAAGGAGGGUCAGCGCGCUCACUUUGAGUGUCGUUUGAUCCCUGUUUCCGACCCGACGCUGCGUGUCGAGUGGUACCACAACGAAGCGCCCGUCAAGACGGGUUCGCGCUUUACCGAAACGAACAACUUUGGCUUUGUCGCGCUGGACAUUAUGGGCUGCCUGGCCGAUGAUUCCGGCACCUACACGUGUCGUGCGGUGAACGCGCUGGGUGAAGCUGUCACGUCGGCUACCUGCGUGGUGCACACGCGCAAGAGCAUCUACUCGGAGUCGCAGCAUGAGCAUGCGCUGACGAGUUUGCGCUAUCUGGAGGACAACUCGCGCUACCAGCGUGACACGGAGGUGGAUGAGGUGAUUACGCAGGCACCAGUCUUUACGCUGCCGGUUAAGGACGUGAAGGUGGCCGAGAACCAGGCCGUACACUUUGAGGCACGUCUUGUGCCGGUCGGUGAUCCGAAGAUGCGCGUCGAGUGGCUGCGCAAUGGAGUCCCAAUUGAGGCAUCCAACCGCACCACGACCAUGCACGACUUUGGUUACGUUGCGCUGAAUAUGAAGUACGUCAACCCGGAGGACUCGGGCACGUACACGUGCCGUGCGACGAACGAGCUUGGCCAGGCGGUCACCUCGGCGAAGCUGGUCGUCCAGUCGAAGGCUUCGCUGGAUCUGGAAACGCAGAACGAGAGCGCACUGGAGAAGAUCCACCAGCUCGAGGACGCGAUCCGAUUCCAGCGCCGCGAGGAGGAAGAUGUCGCCGUUACGGUGCCGCCAAAGUUCACGACGAAGCUGCACGGUCCGACCAGUCUGGUGGAGGGCCAGAGCGCUCACUACGAGUGCCGCAUCGAGCCGUAUCCGGACUCGAGCCUGAAGGUGGAAUGGUUCCACAACGGACAACCGCUCACGACCGGCCAUCGGUUCCGAACGACGUACGACUUUGGCUUUGCCGCGUUGGAUGUGCUGACGGUGUACGCCGAAGACUCGGGUGAGUACACGUGCCGCGCCACGAACCAUCUGGGCUCGGAAACGUCCUCGAUCGCGCUGAACGUUACCCCGAAGGCGGGCAUUGUGCGCGAGACGCAGCACGAGGGAGCGCUGGAGAAGAUCCAGUACCUGGAGUGCGACGCACGGUUCGGUCGCAAGGGCGAGGACGAGAUGUACGUAGCGGAGAAGCCAGCCUUUGGCCGACCGCUCAAGAAUGCCAGCGUCGGCGAGGGCCUGCCGGUGCAUCUGGAGGCGACACUGACGCCGGUGAACGAUCCGACGAUGAAGGUGGAAUGGUACUGCAACGGGCGCCCGAUUCAGCAGGGCCACCGGUUCAAGACGACGUAUGACUUUGGUUUCGUAGCUCUCGACAUCCUUUAUGCGCACGCUGAGGACACGGGUACUUACAUGUGUAAGGCUAAGAAUGCAAUUGGAGAGGCUGUUACGACAUGCGCUGUAAAAGUCACAGCAAAUGCCGGACUAUAUUUGGAGACGCUUGAUGAACAGCGGCUGCAAAAGAUUAAGGAACUGGAGAGCUACCAGAAACCACAAACGCAGGAAGUUGAACCGGCCAAGCAGAAGCCAGUCUUCCUCACUCCGCUGACGAGCCUGGAGAAUCUGAAGGAAGGCGACUACGCCCACCUGGAGUGUCGCGUCGAACCGAUCAACGAUCCGAACCUCAAGAUUGAGUGGUUCAUCAACGGCAAGGCGAUCCGUGCAGGACAUCGCUUCCGCACGACGCACGAUUUCGGCUACGUCGCGCUCGACAUCCUGUACGUGUAUGGCGAGGACAGCGGCACGUACAUGUGCAAGGCCACCAACCAGGUCGGUGAGGCGGUCAGCACGUGCAACAUUCGCGUCACCAACAAGCGCAACAUCAUCUUCGACUCGCAGCAUCCGGACGGGCUGGAAAAGAUCCAGAAGUUGGAGGCGCACUCGCGCCCCAACCGUCUCGAGCUGGACGAACCGGAAGUGACGGCACCGCGCUUCGUAACGGAGCUGCGCGGCACGACCGAAAUUCACGAGGGCCAGACGGCUCACUUCGAGGCGCAGGUUGAGCCGAUCCACGAUCCGAACCUGCGCAUCGAGUUCUACCACAAUGGAAAGCCACUGCAGUCGGCUUCCCGGUUCCACAUCACGUUCGACUUUGGAUACGUCGCGCUCGACAUCCAGCACGUUGUGGCAGAGGAUGCGGGCGAGUACACGGUCAAGGCCAUCAACGCGAAGGGCCAGUGCAAGUCGUCGAUCAAGAUGCAGGUGACGGCAAAGGGAGCGAUCAUCUCGGACACGCAGCACCCGGAGGGUCUGGACAAGAUCAAGCAGCUCGAGGGCGCCAGUCCAUUCCGUCGCCCGGAGGUGCAGGAUGCGGUCACGAAGCAGCGCCCGGUGUUUACGCAACCACUGCAAAACAUCGACUACGUUGCGGAGGGCCAGACGGCACACUUCGAGUGCCGCCUGAUCCCGGUCGGCGAUCCAAACCUGCGCGUCGAAUGGUUCCGCAACGAGCAGCCGCUCGAGGAUAGUUCGCGCAUCACGAAGCAGCACGAUUUCGGAUUCGUGUCGAUGGAUCUGCAGCACGUGCGCGAGGAAGACGAGGGCGUGUACAUGUGCCGUGCGAUCAACCCGCUCGGUGAGGCCGUCACGACCGCCUCGAUGCGGGUGCGCACCAAGGCAAGCAUCCAGAUGGAUUCGCAGCACCCAGAGGGCAUGAAGAAGAUCAUCGCGCUGGAGCAGCCCCACCAGCAGCGGUCGGAGGACCAGGAGGCAGCAUUCGAGAAGCCCAUCUUCACGCAGCUGCUGACUGGCCCGUCGGAGCUGUGGGAAGGUCAGCACGCCCACUUCGAGGCGCGUGUGGUGCCGGUCGGUGACGCUAGCAUGAAGUACGAAUGGUACGUGAACGGCGUCGAGCUGAAGAUGGGCUCACGCUUCCGCACUACGAACGACUUCGGAUUUGUCACGCUGGACAUCAACUCGGUCGUCGCGGAAGACUCGGGUGUGUACAUGUGCAAGGCUAUUAACCGCGCUGGAGAGGCCGUCUCAUCGACCACGAUGAAGAUCAAGUCGAAGGCAUCGAUUGCGGGCGAACCGCUGCUGCCGGAAGCUUGGGAGAAGAUCCAGCUGAAGGAAGCCGCCAUGAACCGUGUGCCGGAUAUGUUCGUCGACACGACGCCCCAGCAGGCGCCAGUCUUCACCACGCAUCUGGAAAGCCACGACAAGCUGCAGGAAGGCCAGCACGUCUAUCUGGAAGCUCAGGUGGAGCCACGUGCCGAUCCGAACCUGCGCAUCGAAUGGUUCAAGAACGGUAUCGCCAUCACGACCGGAGCGCGUAUACGCAGCACGUUCGACUUUGGACUUGUGACGCUGUCGAUCAACGGUCUGCGCGCGGAUGACUCUGCCAUCUACACCUGCAAGGCUACGAACAAUCUGGGCGAAGCUGUGUCUACCGCUACGCUCAAGAUUGACGCCAGCCACUGGCUGCUCGGAGACACGAUGCACCCCUCGUCGGUGCAGAAGAUCCAGGAUCUGGAGGCACCGCGCAUGAACCUGCGCGACGUGCCGGAGGAUCAGUUCGAGUCGCCCGUCUUUGUCGACCAUCUGAACAACGUGGAGAUCAAGGAGGGUGAAAACGCUCACUUCGAGUGCCGCGUCGAACCGUCCAAGGAUCCGACGAUGCAGAUCGAAUGGUUCGUCAAUGGAAAGCCGUUGCCGACUGGCGCUCGCUUCAAGACUACGUACGACUUUGGCUUUGUCUCGCUGGAUCUGACUGGCGCGUAUGCCGAGGAUUCGGGCAUCUACACGUGCAAGGCCACCAACAGCAAGGGAUCGGCAUCGACCUCGGGUUCGUUGCGUUGCGCCAGCACCACCACGAUGUAUCUGGACACGCAGCACCCGCAGGGUAAGGCCGGUCUGGAGGCGGUACAGGACACGGAAGCGGCAUUGGCCAACCGAUACCGCCGCCAGGAGUCGAAGCCGGAGUCUGCCUUCCCGAAACCACAGUGGACGGUACAGCUGCAGUCGGAGUUCCGGCUGAACGAGGCGGAAGCACUGCAUCUGGAGGGCCAGGUGGAGCCAAAGGACGAUCCUAACCUGAAGAUCGAAUGGUACUUCAACGGUAAGGUGCUGGAGCAUGGUUCGCGCUUCAAGAUGACGAGCGACUUCGGUUUCGUUACGCUCGACCUGACGGAGGUGUACGAGCGCGACCAGGGCAUCUACACGUGCAAGGCAUACAACCAGGCCGGUGAAGCGUUCACCUCUUCGACCGUGUACUGCGUGACGAAGGAAAGCCUCAUCGAGCGUACCCAGCAUCCGAAGGGUACGGAGGGACUGGAGAAGAUCCAGGAUCUGGAGGACUCGCUGCGCCGCCCAGAAGGUGGAGAGGCCGAAUCCGACGCUGGACAUGCGCCACGCUUCACGUCCGAGUUCGUCAAGCUCACGAAUGUCGGAGAGGGUGAGAUUGCUCACUUCGAUGCAACGCUCAUUCCGACCGGCGAUCAGUCGAUGACCAUCGAGUGGCUGUACAAUGGCAAGCAGCUGGAGGCAAGUCACCGCGUCCGCACGGUGUACGCCUUCGGUAUGGUGGUGCUGGAGAUCCUCGGCACGAAGAUCGAGGACUCAGGAAGCUACACGUGCCGCGCCACGAACCGCUGGGGCACGGCCGAGAUCAGUGUCGACCUGGAGUGUGUCGAUAAGUCGGCUGGACAGAAGCCGCGCUUCACCACGCAGCUCCAGUCGCUCGAGGGCCUGAAGGAUGGUCAAUCCGCUCACUUCGAGUGCACGCUGGUGCCGGUGAACGACCCGGAUCUGAAGGUGGAAUGGUUCCACAACGGCAAGCCGAUGCGCCACUCGAACCGCAUCAAGCCCGUGUCCGACUUUGGCUACGUGCUGCUGGACAUUGCGUACGUGCAGAGCCACGAUUCGGGCGAGUACGUGUGCCGUGCGUCGAACAAGUACGGCGAGGAUACGACCCGUGCCACGCUCAAGUGCUUCGGCAAGGGUGGUGUGUACCUGGAGUCGCUGCAGCCCGAUUCGCUGGCCCGCAUUCGCGAGCUCGAGAGUCAGUCGGGUGCAAAGCAGACGGCGGCAGGAUCGCCAGUUGGCGAGGCACCACGCUUCACCACGAAGAUCAGCGACAUCACCAAGCUGGUGGAGGGCCAGAGCGCUCACUUUGAGGCGCGCCUGACGCCCAUCAACGAUCCCGAGCUGGUGGUGGAGUGGUACUGGAAUGGACAGAAGCUGCCGCACGGCCAUCGCUACCGCACGUUCCACGAUUUCGGAAUUGUUAUCCUCGACAUUCUGUACUGCUACGAGGAGAACUCGGGCGAGUUUGAGUGCCGCGCGACGAACAAGUACGGCUCGGACAGCACCAAGGCGACGCUGCGCUGCAUCUCCAAGGCUAACCUCAUUCUGGACUCGCAGCUGCCCCGUGGAAUGGAGGGCGGACUCGAGAAGAUCCAGACGCUGGAGGAUUCGCUGAUCCGUACGCGCGACGAGCGCGAACGUACCGAGGGUGGACGUGCGCCAGUCUUCACCACUCCGCUUUCGAACAUCGAUUCGCUGCGGGAGGGUGAGAGUGCUCACUUUGAGGCGAAGCUAACACCGACCGACGAUCCGAAGCUGAAGGUCGAAUGGUUCUGGAACGGCAAGCCACUCAAGACGGGCUCGCGCUUCCGCACGUUCUGCGACUUUGGAUUCGUUAUCUUGGAAAUCUCGCCGGUAUAUCCCGAAGACUCGGGUGAGUACUCGUGCCGUGCAACGAACGAGUACGGCGAGGCCGUUACUACCUCGACCAUGCGUGUGCAGGGCAAGCGUAGCAUCAUCUUGGAAUCGCAGCUGCCCAAGGGUAUGGAGAGCACGAUCGAGCGUAUUGCCGAGCUGGAGGGCCUGGGCAUUCCGCACGGAGGACUUGGCUCGCCAGACGAUGACACUGGCAAGCCGCCGGAGUUCAUCACCACCCCGUCGGACAUGACGCUGACGGAGAAUUCGCUGGCCCACUUCGAGUGUCGCCUGACGCCGAUCAACGAUCCGAGCAUGCGCGUCGAGUGGUACCACAACGGUAAGGCGCUGUGGGCCGGUUCGCGCAUCAAGACGAUCAACGACUUUGGCUUUGUGAUUCUGGAGAUUGCGGGCUGCUAUCAGCGCGACUCGGGACUGUACACGUGCAAGGCGACGAACCGCCACGGCGAGGCGACCGUUUCGUGCAAGCUGACCGUGCGUGGUCGUCAGGGCAUCAUCAUGGAGCCACAGCUGCCGUCGAACUUCCGCACUGGCACGGAGAGCAUCCAGAAGCUGGAAGAGCAGCUGCACAAGCGCGAGGAGCUGAUGGCCGACGAGGAGGAGGGCCGUCCGCCGAAGUUCGUUGUCGAGAUCAAGGACAACGUGGACGUGGCUGAGGGUGGUCCGGUGCACUUUGACUGUCGCGUCGAGCCCGUGGGUGACUCGUCGCUGCGUAUCGACUGGUACCACAAUGGCAAACCAUUCGCAACUGGUUCGCGUGUGCAUAUGCUGAACGAUUUCGGCUUUAUUGCGCUGGACAUGGACUACGCGUACGUGCGCGAUUCCGGUGUGUAUGAGUGCCGAGCGACCAACAAGUGGGGUACGGCUUCGACGACCGCCAAGGUGACUGUGGUUGCCCGUGGUGGUAUCGUGCUGGACUCGCAGCUGCCCGAGGGUAUGACGGCUUCCAAGCUGAAGGAGCUGGAACGUGGCAAGGUGACGCUGGCCACGCAGGAAGAGCGUACCUUCGGACCGCCCAAGUUCGUGUCGCAGAUUCAGUCGGCCACGAUCGAUGAGGGCGAAACGAUUCGCUUCGAGUGCCGCGUUGAGCCGAAGGAAGAUCCGAAGCUGCGCGUGGAAUGGUUCCGCAACGGCAAACCACUGCCAAGUGGUCACCGUUACCGCACGAUCUACGAUAUGGGCUUCGUGUCGCUGGACAUUCUGUCGGUGUACACGGAGGAUGCGGGUGACUACACGUGCCGCGCGUACAACGAACACGGCGAGGAUGUGACGAAGGCACACAUCAGCUGCAAGAAGUUGCCGUCGAUUGUGCUGCAGAACCAGAUCCCGAAGGGCAUGCAGAAGUCGGAGACGCUCAUGCAGAUGGAGGCGACGAUCAAGAAGUACACCGAGGAGAUCUUCCUUACCGAGGACGAUCUGUUCGAUCCGGACCGCAAGCAGCCGCCGCGCUUCGUCGUGCAGAUCAAGGACCAGACCAACCUGGUGGAAAUGCAGGCGACCAAGUUCGAGUGCCAGCUGGCCCCGGUCGGCGAUCCGGACAUGAAGGUGGAAUGGUUCUACAACGGCAAACCACUGCCGUACAAGAACCGUUUCACGCCGAUCUACGACUUUGGUUACGUUGCAAUGAACUUUGGCUGGAUCUAUCCGGAAGACAGCGGCGAAUAUUUGUGCCGUGCCACGAACCUGUACGGUAUGGACGAGACGCGCGCCAUCAUCAAGACGACUGGCAAGCCAGGCAUCGUCUACGACUCGCAGCUGCCAAAGGGCAUGAAGAGUAUCCAGAAGAUCCGCGAAAUGGAAGCCUUGUGGAACUUGAACAUCCCCGAGGUCAUCGACGAGACGCAGAAGCCCAAGAAGGAACCAGCCUUUGUCAGCCGCCCGGAUUCGAUCGAGGUCGAGGAAGGUGAAUGGGCACGAUUCUGCUGCCGUGUCACCGGACAUCCGAAGCCGCGCGUCAUGUGGCUCAUCAAUGGACACACCGUUGUUAAUGGUCAACGCUACAAGCUCACCUAUGAUGGCAUGUAUCACUUCGAUAUUCCGAAGACGCGCCAGUACGAUACCGGCAAGAUCGAGGUCAUUGCCCGCAGCUCCGUCGGUGAGGCCGUUGCUAGCUGUGAGCUGAAGAUUACGCCCCGCCGCGACGACUACCGCGGUGUGCUGAAGAACUCGCCACGACCAUGGUACGACUACGAUCUAGUCGCUUAUCAGAAGGGCCGUGUAGAGACGGAUCUGGAGGCGACGCUGCAGGAGGAGAAGAAGAAAAAGCGCAAGGUCGUGCAGAAGGCGAAGACGAAGAAGGAGGGCGAAACCGAAUGGCAAAAGACGGUCAAGCAGAAGAAGGGCGAGGAGUACUACAGCAAGCUGGCGGAGUUGGAAACCGAGCAGCUGACGAAGGAGCAAAAGAUGCGCGAAGAAAAGCAUCAGUUUGCGAUCCCGGGCGAGAAGGUUGUCAGUCAAUCGAUCGCCAAGGGUAUGGCAAGUGCCUACGAGCAGACGCUGGAGGAAACGAAGGAGAGCGAAAACGUGGAACUGAUUGACGCUCCCAAGAAGAAGCUGAUCCCGGAGCCAACGGAAACGUCCGUCCAGGGCAAGGAGGUGCACAUCUCGCAGCAGAAGCAAACGCAAAAGGAGGUGUACGAUGACAAGGAGAUCAUUCGUAAGAUCACCGCCACCGAGACGACCGAGAUGGAGCACAAGGGUACGACGCAGGAGCGCGUGGUGGAGGGCCCGGUACAGCCGACCAAACCGCCCGUCUUUACGCGCAAGAUCCAACCGUGCCGGGCGUUCGAGAACGAGCAGGCCCGCUUCGAGGUCGAGUUCGACGGUGAGCCGAUGCCGACGGUCAAGUGGUUCCGCGAGAACUUCCAGAUCAACAACUCGGCCGACUUCCAGAUCCACACGUUCGGCACCAAGUCGGUGCUGAUCAUCCGCCAGGUGUUCCUCGAGGAUUCGGCCGUAUUUGCCGUAAUUGCGGAGAACCGCGGCGGAACUGCCAAGUGCAGCGCCAACCUGGUGGUCGAGCAGCGCCGACAGCAGGGCCGUGGUGGAGUCAUUCCGCCCAGCUUCGUAAGCACCAUCAGCGACACGACGGUAACGGCCGGUCAGUUGGCCCGCUUCGAUGCGAAGGUCACCGGUACGAAGCCGCUCGAUGUGUACUGGCUGAAGAAUGGCCAGAAGCUGGCGCCGAACAUCAAGUACAAGAUGCUCGAGGAGGACAACAACUACACGCUGCUGAUCAUCGAGGCGUACGCGGAGGACGGUGCGAAGUAUGAGUGUGUGGCCAUUAACGGAGCCGGCGAGGCACGGUGCGAUGCGGUCUGUACGGUGGACACACCGGUGACGCCGAUCAUCGAGAAGCCGGCCACACCCGGCACGGAGCGUCCACCGACGCUGGUCGAGCCGCUGAAGGACAAAACCGUGCCCGAGGGACAGUCGGUCGAGUUCCGGACGCGUGUGACCGGCAAACCGACGCCCACCGCCCAGUGGUUCAAGGGUGACAAGCAGAUCAAACCGUCCAAGUACUUCCAGAUGGGCAAGGAUCGGGAUGCGUUCACGCUGAUCGUUACCGAGGCGUUCCCGGAGGACGAGGGCCAGUAUCUGUGCAUUGCUUCGAACCCGGGCGGUGAGGUGCACACGACCGCCACGCUGAAGGUGGUCGCGCCCGAGAUGCCCGACGCCGGUCCGAAGCUGAGCGAGAUGAAGGACUGCCUGGUGGAGGAGGGUUCGCCGGCCCAGUUCAAGACGACCAUCGUCGGCAAACCGACCAAGAUGACCGUCCAGUGGUUACGCGAGGGUCUGCUGAUUCCGGAGUCACCCGAUUUUCAGAUGAUCAACGAAGGCAACAACGCGGUGCUGCUGAUCGGGACGACCUACGAGGAAGACUCCGGUACCUUCACCUGCCGUGUGACCACGUCCGCCGGACAGGUCGAAACGUCCGCCAAACUGAUAGUCAAAAAGCGUCGAAAGCAGCUGCGACAGGUGCACGGUGCUGCUGGAGUUCACCUCCAACAGCAAAAGGAUGUGCAACCGACACAGCAAUUUUCGUCAUCGACCACCUCUGCGACUGCUCAACAGUUAAGCGAUACAUCGUACGAUAGUAGCACCGGUACGAGCGAAGUUGACACCGAGUUCGUCCCGCAGGGUGAUGAAAAUUUGCCAUGGAGACGAUCUCGAAGCCUAUCGCGAGGGCCAACCACUGAGGCUGUUGCUCCAUGGCGGCGUGCCUCUCAAGAUCGACGUACGUCCCGCGAUCGAUCACUGUCGAUCGAUAAACGCGAAGAGAUCAAGCCAUGGACGGCCGAGGUAGUUAAACUGAAGAAAACGACCAAGGAACGUAAAACCAUCGAGAAAGAAAAACUCGAAACGGUACAAUUGAAACCGACACAAAUCCAGAAGCCGCAGAUUAAGCGCGAACAGCUAGAGAAGGUCGAACUGAAGACAGUGAAACGUGAGCAGGAGAUAUCCGAGCUUAAUAUGGAAGAAAUGGUUCAAGCCAUCAUCGGAGAGCAGGAAGAUAUCGACCAUAUAGAUUAUAAUGUUCAGAAAUUACGUCACGAUGAGGAUAUCUCUAUUCUAGAGAUUCAGCAGCAGGUGGAUGAAUUAAUUCGCAAAGACUCGCAAAAGGCGGAAGGAGUUGCCUGGCGUCGAGGGGGUCCAAGAAAGGAACAGCCUCAAACCGGUAGGGAACAGUUCGUCGAAACUGACGAGAGCACUAUGCUUAAGGUAGAUCGAAACGAAACAACGACAGAACUAGAACAGCAAAAACUCACUCUGGACCAGGGAGCUGGCGUAGCGUGGAGACGAGGCAAACGUCCGGAGCCAGAACAUCAACCUUAUGCACAGGUGGAAGAUUCUACCAUGCUAAGUGUCGAUCAUUUAGAAGAGCAAGAAGCGAAACAGCAACAGCCCGAGCUCCAGCCAGUUCCUUGGCGACGAGGACCCAAAGAAACUACACCCAAACCCGUAGAGUUUACGGAACGAGAGGACUCUUCUACGCUCAAAUUGGAGCAAACCGAACAAGAACUGUCACAAGAUUCGAAACCAACCGAGCAACCGGUUGGCUGGAGAAGAGGACCGAAAGAAAAGAAGCCUGUUGUCGAACCAGCAACAGAAGAGCCGGCUCCAGAAGACCAACCAGAAACGCAACUGCCUCCAUGGAUGCGGGGACGAAAACCAGGACCAAAGCGAGAAUUACCAAAACAACCCGAGCCGGAAAAGGUCGAGCAAGUAAUGCUCAAGCCUACACCUCGCCAGAAGAAGGAGCUUCCGAAAGAGGCUAUUGAGGAGGUCUCGCUCAAGCCUGUCCCCAAGAAGCCAGUUGUGGAGGAGGUUGCUACUGCUGAGCCCGAGGAAGUCGAGGAAAAGACAGUCAAGAUUGUCAAGAAGAAAAAGCCAAAGUCCGUCACACAACAGGAGUCUCUUGAGAAGCUGGAGUUUACUUCCACGGAGGUACCCGAAGUAGAGAAAAUGGAGAUGCCCGAAAAGCUGGAGGAAGUCAAGCCAAUCGAGCCUGAACAAGAGCCUGAGAAGCCCAGUUGGCGUAGACAACAAAAGCCUAAGCCUCAAGAGGAAGUGCCAGAAGAAAAGCAAUGGCCUACUGGUAAGCGACGUCCUCUUCCAGAAGAACCGAAGGAAGAAGUCGUUCUCAAACCAAUUCCAAAGCCUACGAAAGAAGUGGAGCCUACAGAAAGCAAGGAGCCUACGAUCAAACCGAAACCAAUGCCAGAACUCGACGAUAAACCCGAGCCUGAGCUAGAACUGGAGAAACCAGCCGUACCGGAAGAGGACACCAGUCUUCCUCCGUGGCGUCGUGGCAAGAAGCCAGUAGAGAAGAAGCCUCUUCCUCCUCCGGCUGAGCCUGAAAAGGUCGAGCAAGUAAUGCUCAAGCCUACACCUCGCCAGAAGAAGGAGCUUCCGAAAGAGGCUAUUGAGGAGGUCUCGCUGAAGCCUGUUCCCAAGAAGCCAGUUGUCGAGGAGAUUGCUCCAACUGAGCCCGAGGAAGUCGAGGAAAAGAUAGUCAAGAUUGUCAAGAAGAAAAAGCCAAAGUCCGUCACACAACAGGAGUCUCUUGAUAAGCUGGAGUUUACUCCCACGGAGGUACCCGAAGUAGAGAAAAUGGAGAUGCCCGAAAAGCUGGAGGAAGUCAAGCCAAUCGAGCCUGAACAAGAGCCUGAGAAGCCCAGUUGGCGUAGACAACAAAAGCCUAAGCCUCAAGAGGAAGUGCCAGAAGAAAAGCAAUGGCCUACUGGUAAGCGACGUCCUCUUCCAGAAGAACCGAAGGAAGAAGUCGUUCUCAAACCAAUUCCAAAGCCUACGAAAGAGACAGAGCCUAAAGAAACUAAGGAGCCUACGAUCAAACCGAAACCAAUACCAGAACUCGAUGAUAAACCCGAGCCUGAGCUUGAACUGGAGAAACCAGCCGUACCGGAAGAGGACACCAGUCUUCCUCCGUGGCGUCGUGGCAAGAAGCCAGUAGAGAAGAAGCCUCUUCCUCCUCCGGCUGAGCCUGAAAAGGUCGAGCAAGUAAUGCUCAAGCCUACACCUCGCCAGAAGAAGGAGCUUCCGAAAGAGGCUAUUGAGGAGGUCUCGCUGAAGCCUGUUUCCAAGAAGCCAGUUGUCGAGGAGAUUGCUCCAACUGAGCCCGAGGAAGUCGAGGAAAAGAUAGUCAAGAUUGUCAAGAAGAAAAAGCCAAAGUCCGUCACACAACAGGAGUCUCUUGAUAAGCUGGAGUUUACUCCCACGGAGGUACCCGAAGUAGAGAAAAUGGAGAUGCCCGAAAAGCUGGAGGAAGUCAAGCCAAUCGAGCCUGAACAAGAGCCUGAGAAGCCCAGUUGGCGUAGACAACAAAAGCCUAAGCCUCAAGAGGAAGUGCCAGAAGAAAAGCAAUGGCCUACUGGUAAGCGACGUCCUCUUCCAGAAGAACCGAAGGAAGAAGUCGUUCUCAAACCAAUUCCAAAGCCUACGAAAGAGACAGAGCCUAAAGAAACUAAGGAGCCUACGAUCAAACCGAAACCAAUACCAGAACUCGAUGAUAAACCCGAGCCUGAGCUUGAACUGGAGAAACCAGCCGUACCGGAAGAGGACACCAGCCUUCCUCCGUGGCGUCGUGGCAAGAAGCCAGUAGAGAAGAAGCCUCUUCCUCCUCCGGCUGAGCCUGAAAAGGUCGAGCAAGUAAUGCUCAAGCCUACACCUCGCCAGAAGAAGGAGCUUCCGAAAGAGGCUAUUGAGGAGGUCUCGCUGAAGCCUGUUCCCAAGAAGCCAGUUGUCGAGGAGAUUGCUCCAACUGAGCCCGAGGAAGUCGAGGAAAAGAUAGUCAAGAUUGUCAAGAAGAAAAAGCCAAAGUCCGUCACACAACAGGAGUCUCUUGAUAAGCUGGAGUUUACUCCCACGGAGGUACCCGAAGUAGAGAAAAUGGAGAUGCCCGAAAAGCUGGAGGAAGUCAAGCCAAUCGAGCCUGAACAAGAGCCUGAGAAGCCCAGUUGGCGUAGACAACAAAAGCCUAAGCCUCAAGAGGAAGUGCCAGAAGAAAAGCAAUGGCCUACUGGUAAGCGACGUCCUCUUCCAGAAGAACCGAAAGAAGAAGUCGUUCUCAAACCAAUUCCAAAGCCUACGAAAGAAGUGAAGCCUACAGAAAGCAAGGAACUUACGAUCAAACCGAAACCAAUGCCAGAACUCGAUGAUAAACCCGAGCCAGAGCUAGAACUGGAGAAACCAGCCGUACUGGAAGAGGACAACAGCCUUCCUCCGUGGCGUCGUGGUAAGAAACCAGUUCCCAAAAGGGAAAUUCCUGCUCCGGAACCUGCUGUCAUGGAGACUGUUACUCUUAAACCAACAUCAAAACGGGCUAAAGAAUUGCCUCAAGAAUCGAUCGAGGAGGUAUCGCUGAAGCCUGUGCCUCAAAAGUCAGAAGUUGAAGAGGUCCCAGCCGACAAGGUGUCAAUAGCUGAGGUGAAAGAUAUCUCCCCAAAGAAGGUGAAGAAACCAAAACGAAAGGAGGAAUUGGAACCGCUUGAAAAACCUGUCUAUCCUGAGAUUCCUGAACAAGAGGAAGUGCAACUGGAGAAGACGGAACACAUUCCGGAAGAAGUACAAAAAGAGCCAGAAACAGUUCCAGAACAACCUCCAUGGCGAAGAACUCCAAAACCAAAACCUGUUGCAACCGAGGAAGAAGAAAAGAAAUGGCCAACAGGUAAGAGACGUCCACCAGUUGAGGAACCUAAGGAAGAAGUGGUGUUGAAACCGAUUCCUAAACCGACUAAAGAUGUCGAACCACAACCAGAGCAACAGAUCACAAUCAAACCUAAGCAUCCAGAACCAACACCAAAGGAGGAAAUUCCCGAAGUAACGCCUUGGCGUCGUGGAAAGAAGGAAAAGCCACCGGUCGAAGAGGAAGAGCCUAAAGAAUGGCCGAAAGGAAAACGAAGGCCACUGCCGGAAGCUCCUAAGGAAGAGGUGGUACUAAAACCAAUUCCUAAACCAUCGAAAGAAGAACCUCCCAAACCAGCCGAAGAACCAACGAUCGUUCUGCCUAAACCUACAGUUCAAGAGCCCGAGGAACCGAAACCGGCCCCAUGGCGUCGUGGAAAGAAGGAACUUCCCAAAGAAGAAACGCCCAAGGAAGAAAUAACACUCAAACCAAUCCCGAAACGCGAAGAGCCCGAGCAAACGGUGCAGGAAGAGAUCAUCCUGAAGCCAGUUCCAGCUCAACAAGCAUUGAUAGAGGAAAUCCCGGCACCGCAUGAAUUACAACCCGUCCGUGAUGUGAAGAUCGAGGAGACUGUAACCAAAAAGACGAAGCGCAUCAAAAAGCAAAUCAUUAAACCAAUGUUCCCCGAGUCGGGUAUUGCCGAGGUGGAAGAAUCGGUGACUUUCGAGGAACCCGAAGAACCGGCGCAGGUUGCAGAGACGAUCGUAGACAUUGUUGCGGAGGAGGUACUCGAUCUUAUCCCUGAUCUUGCACCACGCGAAACUGCUAAAAAGCGAAAGUCACGCAACAAAAAGCAUGUCGUCUUCAAGGAAGAGCUGAGCACGUUUGCAAUGGAACCAGAGGAGGAAGAGGAGCAAGAAGAGGAUGAAGCAGAGGAGGAGCAGGUGCAGGAGAUUUCGCGUUCCAGCAUAACGCUCACUCGUCCUGAUAGCAAACCGGCACCAGUGCCGGUAGAAGAACUCAAGAUGGAAGAACAGACCACCGAGUUCCGCAAAGAAAUGGAGGUGCGCGUGCAAUCCAACAUUGUCAAGAAGGAAAAGAAGCGUCGUGUCUUUAUCGACGACAGUCAACCGCUUCCUGAGCUGGAAAUCAUUACGCAGAAACGCGUCCAAGAAGUCACGGAUAAGAUCGCCGAAGAAAGCGUACGAGAGGAUCGUCAACUGAUCGAAACAACGCAACAACAAAUUUCCGAGACAAAGAUUCAGGAGCAAACAGUGAAGAUUAGCAAACCGAAGGUACAACCGCCAAACAUUGUGGAGAAGCUGCAGCCACAGAUCUGUGAGCCAGACAAACCGGUUCUGCUGCGAUGCCGCAUCGAGGGUGUUCCAUUCCCAACAGUGCAGUGGUACUUUAACGACACGGUACUGUUUGCCAGCUCCGAGUACAUCAUGAAUGUGGUGGAAGAUGUGGCCACACUGGAAAUUGCCACCGUGCAGCCUUACCACGUCGGUAUCUACACCUGCGAGGCGAAGAACGUCGCCGGAGUGGCUAUCAGCAAGGCAAACAUUGUCGUGCAGGAGAAGCCUGAGCACGGCGAGGCACCUCGGUUUGUAGUGCCGCUAAAGAUUGAGCUAAAUGAACAGAAAACGGUCGCAACUAUCACCUGUCAGGUGGCGGGCAUUCCCACUCCCAAGGUGCGCUGGUUGCGUGACGAGAUUGAGAUAAUCGAGGAGGAGGAAGAAGAGAUCGAAACAUACUACGAAGAACGCACCGGACAUGUGCGACUGACCGUCAAGCAUCCAAAGCAGAACGUACCGGUGGUUUUCACUGUCGUAGCAGAGAACAAGUUCGGCAAAGCAGUUGGCAAAGCGAACGUGUACAUUCAAUCGGUAGUGAUGGAGCGAGCCAAACCAUCCGCCGUUGCGCCACAGAUCGUGCAGCCGCUAGAAGCACAGGUGGUUCGUACCGGAAGUACGCUUGUUUUCGAGUGUCGGUUCACUGGUCAACCAAAGCCUACGGUGAAAUGGUUCCGCAACAGCAAGGAAAUCGUCGAGGAGGAAGAAGAAGUCAUCAUUACGACGGAAGAGUACUACAGCCGGCUGGAGAUUCGCCGUGUGACCCGCCAAAGAGGUGGCAAAUACGAGAUUACGGUCAUGAACGAAGCAGGACAGGCUAAAUCGUCCGCCUCGGUUGCCAUCUCGGACGCUACCGAUACGGAUGAGGCUAAGGCACCGCGCUUCAUCGAACCGCUGGUGCCGAAGCUGAUCGCCGAGGCCGAGGUGUGCAUACUGGAGGCGUCGGUCGAGAGUUACCCAACGUCUACGUUCCAGUGGUUCAAGGAGGGUGCUGCGAUCAAGUCGACCAACGAGCAGCGCAUCGUCACGAAGGAGAACCGUUCGAUACUGAUCAUCGAGUCGUUCACCCGCCGGGACACGGGUGCGUACACGUGCCGGGCGGAGAAUGUGGCCGGUUCGGUAACUUCCACUGCGACCGUCCAAACGCUGGACACCAUUGAAACCGAGGAGGUUACCGAAUACAUAUCACCGCGGUUUUUGGAAACAAUCAAACCGACGCGUGUUAUGGAUGGAGAGCGCUUAACGCUUGAGUGCCAGGUUGUGGCGAUGCCGCUGCCGAAGGUCCACUGGUACCACAAUGCGCAGCUGAUCCAGGAAACCAAGGACAAACAGGUACAGCAGGACUCUACCGGGCGCUGUGUGCUCUCGAUCAGCGAGGUAUUCCCGGAGGAUAAGGGUGAGUAUACGUGCGUGGCCACCAACAAGAUCGGCGAGGCCAUUUGCCGCGCCACAGUCAACGUGGAGCCUUUCGAGUACGUGCCAGACUCGGAGCAGUUCCGUAGCUCAGAAGAGGAUUUGUUGACGGAUAAGUCUAUUUCAACACUCGAAGAGUAUGCGGAACCGAUCGAGUAUGCGCCGCAGAUAGUGAAACAACUGCCCACGAUCAUACACUCGCAGGAGCGCGAGUUGACUAAGCUGGAGGUGAAAGUACUUGCCCAUCCGAAACCACAGAUACGUUGGCUAAAGGCCGGCGAGGAAAUCAUCCCAUCGGACGAGUUCCAGAUUGAAAACUUUGACGAUGGCACGUCGAUACUCAUCAUCAAUGACAUCUACCCGGACGAUUCUGGGGAGAUUACCUUCGAAGCGCACAACGCACUCGGCGUGGCCAUGACAACUACGGAGCUAGUUGUAGAAGAAAUUGUCGGAACCAAAGCGUAUCGCAAACCAGAAUGGGUACAGCACAUGGAGGAACUAAAGGAGGCACUGCAAGAAACACCCGAUCUCAGAGAAGACGCCCAUCAUAGCACCGGCAGCCAUACUGCGAUUGCCACCACAACCAUCACCACGAACAACACCACUGUCACGAAGAAAAAACACAAGAAACUUCGCUCCGACAAACGGCAGCAGCACAAACACGAAGACGAGACAGAGGUUGUCGACAGUGAAGAGUCAAUCGAGGAGCGCAGGCGCCUAACGCAGCAACGUCGCAGACAGCCCCUGCAUCCGCUGCGCCCUCUGCUGCCAAGCGAGGAACAGGUGCAGGAAGAGUUGGCCCCCGAUUUUCUUACCUCGCCCGUCCGCGAAGCGCACAGCCUCCCGCUGGAGGUGGCGACCGUGACGAGCGAGUCGACCGUGCUGAGUCAGGUAUCGAAUCUGGUCGAGCCUGACACGGCAGCCGGCACUAGUGCUACGGUCAAGGUCGUGCCGGAAACGGCCCUGGUAACUGAGGAGAUCUUUUUGUCCGAGCGUGAGUCCGACACGAUGCUGCCGGACAGUGCGCGCCUGGCAGCCAGUCCGCACUACAAGCUGUUCGGUGUGAAUGAGCCGGUUCAGGUUUCCGAGGUAAGUCCGCAGGAAAGCUCGUUUGAUCGAAGCCCGCAAACGAUGCCCCAGCAGGCGUCGGCUACAGCCGAUUUCGCACCCGUACAAUCGCUCAUCGUGAGCGAGUCCACAGCGCAGGACUCGACCGCUGUUUUGGAACAGGUGGUCGAAACUGUAGGCAGCGCCACCUUACAGCUGCUGACGCACGAUGCAACGAUCGUGCAGGAAACGGUGUUCUCACAGUCGGAGCGUGAGUUGUCGAUUUUGCAACGCCCAACACCUAGCCAUGCCCACACGAACGUACUAUCGAAGGAGUCGCUUCAGGUGACGGAAGUAAACCGCAUCGAAAAGGAAGAAACGUUUGACGGUCACAUGAAACUGCCCACCGUACAACCACACUACCAGAUACUACCGUCGGAAUCCAUUCAGACGGAAGAGACCAUCACUCAGGACGCACCGAGCCGUUACUAUCCUGAGCUGGUGGUUCCGACGGAAAGUGCCCGUCCAGCAAUCGUGGAACAGAAAUCGUACACGACGGAGGUUAUGAAUGCUCCGGAAAAGGAGGACACAUAUCAACCAGGACGUUUGCCUCCGCAGCAGUGGGCCGAUGUGGAGCUCCUGACCAAGGAACCAUUGUCCGUUACGGCACAACAGGUUGGAGAGUCUGAGGUGGAGUUUUCAGCAACACCAAAGAUAAGCUCCUACCAAGCCACUGGCUCUGUGACGAUGUUCGAAAACCAACUCACAACGCAACUGGUUAAUGAUAAUAUCACCGCCCAAGACUUCCAGGCUCAGCCGUUUGAGUCCAAACGAGCGAACGUAGAGUUCCUGGAGCGAACGUGUGUCUCGGUGUCGAAGGUACUAAGCAACGAAGCGGAAGCAUCGCUUGCACCGUUUGAAGUGACGGACAGUGCGAUGGCACAGACCACUCUUACGGCACUCAAACCCGUAAGCGAAUCGACGCUGCAAUUCAUCCACGAGAAGGAAACUCUCCAUCAAGGAGCUCCUCGGCCGAACGAAGCAAUUGCCGCGACACUGCUCGAACCUAUCGAAAAUCUUGCAAUCACCGAGGUGGAGACAGCUGAUACGGCUGGAAGAUUCUCACCGGAAGCCAUCGUCGACCGUUCCGAGCAGGCAUCGACCAGCUUUGUUCCAAUCCAAUCACACUCCGUUACGACAGUAGAUGCAAAUGAGAAGGAAGCUGACCUACUUGCUAAAGCUGCUGCACCUUCGGCAUAUGCCGAGCAGCAGCUUAACCUGCAGCACCAGCUAGAGGUUGUGCAGCAUGAAACUGCCGAACGGGAAUUUACCUUCCAACCGCACGCUAUGCCGCAAGAUCAAACACUAAAACCAACGCCAACCGAUAGUCUGAAGUCGGUGUUGGUGCAGGAAACGAUCGCCAAUGUAUCUGCGGCUGAGCUGCUCCAAACCACCCCAACGUCCCAGCUGGCACGUCUAGUUGGGGCCGGUGAACAUGAUGAAAAGAUUGUUUCCGAAAUCACCAUCUACGAAACGGUCCGGUCGCAGGAGGAAACAGUUCGACCGGAAGAGAAGACGGCCGAACUGCAACUGCCUAGUCUGGCCAGCGAGCUCAUUGUGACGGAGGUCGUUAGUGGUCAGAUGGCGAACGAAGAAUGUAAACUGCAGGAGCUGGCCAAGGAUCAAACGAUCAAGCCAAUCCCGACGCAUUCGCUCAAGACGGUACUGGUGGAGGAAACGGUUGCCAGUGAAGGAACAGACCGGCUGGACAUUCAGCAAACGCAAGAUAUCACGCAAGCCUACGUCAAAGGUGAUGAGCUGGAGGAAACGAUCGUAUCUGAGGCCAUGAUACUGGAGGGCACACAACAGUACACCGUGCCUGAUGCUCCUGCCCAAAAAUCGGCCACCGCGAACGUUGAACGCCCUGUUGAAGGUUUAACCGUGACGGAGAUAGUUUCGGAGCAGCGGGAACAGGAAGAAAUCAUACAACCUCUCAAAGAUCGCUCCGCAAAGCCGGUCCCGACGGAAGCGCUCAAGUCAGUGCUCAUCGAAGAAGUGCAACUGUCUAGCCACACUGAAACACUGGCAGCUGAUGAAACGCACGCUUCUGAAGCAAUCGUUAAGAUUGGAGACGCACUUGAGCAGACGACCGUACAGGAGAUGGUUAUCCUGGAAGAUGUAAACAAUCUUAAAGAGGACAGUAAACCUGAGCAGAAACAAGCCGAAACACUGUUACAACCUAGCACCGAACUUACCAUCACCGAAGUCGUCGCCGAGGAUCGCGAACGAGAAGGUUUCGAUGUGGCCGAAAUUGCCAAAGACCAUACGGCUCGUUCUGUACCGACGCACACGCUCAAAUCCGUACAGGUGGAGACAACAGAAGCGGUCGACUCGGUCACCAGCAUCGUGGCUCCUGCCGUUGCCGAAUCACUUGCCACCAUGCAGCGUGACCAGCUGGAAGAGAAGAUUGUAAGUGAGCAACUUGUGCUGGAAGCGGUGAAUCAGUAUGAACGAGAAAAUGUCGCCAUGCGUCAGGCCGUCCCAGCGCUGGAACCGAACAGUGAGCUGACGGUAACGGAAGUGAUGGUUGAGCAGAAGGAACAAGAAAAAGUAGACGAGCUGGCAGUGAAAGAUGCACACGCUCAGUCCCUACCGACGCAUAUGCUCAAAUCGGUUACAGUGGAGCAGGUAGAAGCUUCGGAAAGCCUUACCAGGAUAGAACAAACGGUACCGGUUGAAACGCUGGCCAGUGUUCGUAGCGAUCAGCUCGAACAAACAAUGGUCUCUGAAAUGAUCGCUUACGAAGCCACCACUGGAAUGGUUGAGGAGGUUAAACCGACCGAAAAGUUGGCUGAUUUAACAGUGAUUCCCAUCAACGAGCUACUCGUCAGUGAAACCGUUGCCGAGCAGAAGGAAAGAGAAGGAUUCAAUGUCGCAGAGAUCGCUCAGGAUUAUGUUGCCAAACAGGUACCGACGCAUUCGCUCAAAUCGGUCCAAGUAGAGGAAACGAUUGCGAGUGAAGACGCAUCUCAGCUUAGCCAAGCAUUGGCCAGCGAGACGAAAGCAACGACCCAGAAUGACGAGCUAGAACAAACGACCGUUUCCGAAACGUUUGUCUUCGAAGAGACGCCAGCACUCGAAGCUACUUCCAAACCGACUCCCAAAUCAGCAGAAUCGCUUUACGAGCCACAGAUUGGCGUAAUUGUUACAGAGAUCAACGUCGGACAGAAGGAGCGCGAUGGCUUCAGUGUAGCGGAGCUCGCACAAGACCACACGGCCACAGCUGUUGCUGGUCAUGCAUUAAAGACAGUAACGAUUGAAGAAAUCACCGCAUCCGACACGAUUGAUCAGCUUAAAUCUCCCCAGCAGCUGCUCAGCUCGGCUUCGGUGCGCAGCGAACAGUUCGAACAAACCACCGUCCAGGAGAUGACUGUGUACGAAGGCUCACAGCAGCUGCCGGUGGAUGAGAUGCCGGCAGCCAAGUCAGCCGAUCGGUCCUUCAUCCCCAACGCGGAACUGAUCGUGACCGAGAUCGUAAGCGAACAGAAAGAACGCGAAGGUUACAAUAUAGCUGAACUGGCGCGCGAUCACACAGCCACUACAACCAUGACCUCACACUCGCUCAGAUCGAUUACGAUCCAAGAGACACUUCCCGAGGAAUGCGUUGACAAGCUUCGGGAUGAUGAGACAGCAGAAGCUACCUCUGCCGCCGUCACGGACGACAAGUUAGAGGAGACGAUUGUGCGUGAAGCACUCGUUCUGGAGACGAUCGAUAACUACACGAUGGAGUUUACGCCAUCGGAAAAGCAAGCACUACCAAACAUCACUCCCAUGACGGAGCUGCACGUGACGGAAGUAAUCGUGGAGCAGAAGGAAAAGGACGGCUACUCGGUACAGGAUAUCGCACAAGAGCAUGUCGUAAAGAUGCUUCCCUCGCAUACGCUCAAAUCGGUCAUCGUGGAGGAGGUGCAGACAUCGGACGUGGUGGGUGACGUGGAGCAGCUACGGUCCAUCCCACUCACGGCAAGCGUUCGCAAGGAGCAGCUUGAAUCACAAACCGUCACUGAGCAGCUCAUUCUCGAAGGUCUCGAGAAGCUGGAUGAACAGCAAAAACCGACACACAAAUCAGCCACCACCAAUAUUGAAGCCAUCAGUGAGCUACUCGUGACGGAGGUCAUUACGGAGCAGAAAGAGCAAGAAGGAUACGAUGUGCAGCAGAUAGCAAGCAACUACAACGCUAAAGAGGUUCCGUCGCACACGUUGCGGUCAGUACAGAUAGAGGAAACACUUCCAAUGGACGAUGUCAAGCAAUUCGUGAAUACACCACACACCUCCCAUGCCAAACCGCUGACGGACGAGAUCGAGGAACGAGUCAUUGCCGAAACGGUUGUGCUGGAAAACGUUGCUAACCUAGAACAAGUGUCCCAGCCGGAGUCAAAGCACGCGGAAAAGGUGUUGUCGAGUCAGACGGAACUUCACGUAACGGAGGUGGUUGUGGAGCAGAAGGAGAAGGAAGGAUACAGCGUGUCCGAUUUGAUAGUACAGCAGUCGGCGAAAACGGUCCCUACCGAGCCACUGAAAUCGAUCACCGUGGAGGAAGUGAUUCUGUCCAGUGGAACAGAAAACAUUGAAGCUAAGGAAACAGCCUCCUCCACACUUGCCUCCGUACGUAGUGACGAACAUCAGGAAACGACCAUUUCCGAACAGGUCGUGUACGAAGCAACGGAUCGUUUCGAACAACAAACUGUCCCGGAAGGAAAAACCGCAUCCUCCUCGAUGCAACCUCGCGAAGAGCUAGUUGUUACGGAGGUUGUAUGCGAACAGAAGGAAUCGGAAAGGUUUGAUGUGCAGCAAAUUGCCAGCGGCUACUCCGCACAGGUUGUUCCAUCGCAGAUACUCAAGUCAGUGGCGGUGGAACAGGUUCAAACAGUUGAAAUGCACGGUGUGAUGAAGGAGGAAUUAACUGUUGCCAGCGAGAACCGUGCGUUGGUUAACGAAUCUGAACACGAACAAAAAACCAUACAAGAAACCAUGGUGUACGAGAUGCUGUCUGAGAAACCGACCGAUCAAACACCCGAGCAAAAGCUCGCCAACAUUGGCGUUCAGCCGGUGCAGGAACUCAUCGUAACGGAGGUGAUUGCCGAGCAUAAAGAAAGGGAGGGCUUCGAUGUGCAUGAAAUUGCGAAGGACUACACAGCUCACCCAACUACAGCCGGUUUGCAUAAAUCGAUCGCAAUUCAAGAGGUGCACUCUUCGGACGCUCUGGAAGAGCUCGACGCAGCUGUAGCUACUGCCACGGCGACUCCCCAAACGGACAACCUGCAGGAAACGGUCGAGUCGGAAACGACAGUGCUCGAAGCCAUCACCAAUCUGGUGCCUGACGAUCAUCCUGCAGGGAAAACGGCCGCCACUGCUGUGCUGCCAAACGUAGAGCUGCAGGUGUUGGAAGUUGUGGUUGAGCAGCGCGAAAAGGAAGGUUUCGAUGUGAAAUCGAUUACUAAAGAUUUCCACGCACAAGCCCUUGCAGAAGCAGAACCGAUGAAAUCUUUCAUUGUAGAAGAAGUUCAGGUGAGCCAAGAUGCAACGGAGCUGCCUUCCAGUCCUGCUCAAAAGCAAGCGGCAACUUCUACCAAAGAUCAGUACGAACAGACGAUCGUAAGCGAAACAGUCGUGUACGAGGAUCUAGCACAACAGCAAGAGCGUCUAACGCCGGAAGAGCAUCGAGCAACGGCGAGCCUGGAUGCCGUAACAGGAGUUACCAUCAUCGAAGUUAUCACCGAACAAAAGGCAAAGGAAGGUGUUGAGAUAACAGAGAUCGAUAGUCAAAAGGCGAAACUGGUACCGAGUGAUGCUCUCAAAUCGCUUACAGUGGAGCAAGUGGACACACUGCAGAGUGUGGUGGAUGCACCGCAAGGACAAGUACCCAAGACGAAGGCACUUGUCAAGUCCGAUACCAUCGACGAAACGACGGUAAUCGAAACGAUGGUGUUUGAAAACACGUCCGAAUACAAGCAACAGCUCGAACUAACGCAACAAACGGCGAAGACACUCGCGGAUGAAGACACCAAGAAAUCACUUCUGGUGCAGGAGGUAUUGACGUUGCAAGAGUCAAAGACGCUACCAGCCGACGGCACCAAGCCGGUUGAAGCUAGCUUUACGCCCGACCAAUUGCUACAGACUACGGUGGAGCAGACGACCGUGUACGAGGGAACGGAACAGUUUUCGUCCACGCUAACGAUGGACAAAAAGUAUCCCACGUUCGACAUGCAAGGGCUUGAGCUACCACUUCAAAGUACGGUGGAUGUAUCAGAUGCUGUGAGUGAAUUGACACCGCAUCGCGAGCCCACAACUAGUGUUAAGCCUAGUCUUACAGAACAGCUUCCUGCGGCUUCCACCACGGAAACCGUGAGCCAGGACUCGUACGAUAAACUGUCCACACCGAAAGAAACCACCACGCAACAGGCACAGCGCACGGUAUCGAAUUUGUUCGUUUCGACCACGACCGAAACAGUGCUAGGGGAAGGGCUAGAUAGGGCCGAUUUCAGUCUGCGGUCAGAAACCCAAACGGCGUCGAUGAAGUUUACCGAUAUGACGGUUGUACCCCUGCAAUCUGAACUACUCACAUCCGACACGGCACAGCUACUUGAAGAGACCGUACAGCCACAUGCCGAAACGCACGAACACACAUCUCCUGAAUACAUCACUACAUUUGAAACAUGUACAGACAACAACCAGACAUUCAUAAAGUCCAAAAACACAAAGAUCAUUAAGGAACAUGGGGCAGUAAUCGAAGAAACAUUCGAUGAUACCAUUACUCACACUAUUCCUCAAAUGCCAUCGGAAGUUCUGAUAGAAGAGAUUGAAGAUGCCGAAACGCACGAACACACAUCUCCUGAAUACAUCACUACAUUUGAAACAUGUACAGACAACAACCAGACAUUCAUAAAGUCCAAAAACACAAAGAUCAUUAAGGAACAUGGGGCAGUAAUCGAAGAAACAUUCGAUGAUACUAUUACUCACACUAUUCCUCAAAUGCCAUCGGAAGUUCUGAUAGAAGAGAUUGAAGAAUCUGCACCACUACUCCAAAUCACACAACUCGAAGAAACACCUCAAAUCGUACAGGAAGUCGCCACAAAACAUAAACCCAAGAAGAAACAAACACAAACACAAGCAAACGAACAAACUGAGACUGUAACAGUUGAGCAAGUUCAACUGAUUCCAGGAGAAACAGAACAUACGGCCGAGAUGCGUACUGUAGUCACAAAGAGGGCUAAAUCGAAAAAGUCUAAGGUUACUGUUAUACAAGGGGUCACUGAAACUGUUGUUGUCGAAGAUGAAGACGAAGUUCCGCUUGAAACUCAACCGGCUCCUGCUCAUGAACAAGCCGUAAUUAUUUCUGAGCUUCCUGAGAAAAUAUCCGUGCAAGAAGUGAUCACUGCCACUGGAGAAGCCAAAAAGCAGAUCACAAAAAAGAAAACCAUCAAGAAACGUGUCGGGCAAAAGGAGGAGCAUAUCGAGGUAGUCACUGUUCAACAAGACGACAUGGCUCCGGAAACCACCAUCACUGUAACCGAGGAAGAAACUCCCGAGCUCAAACCAGUUGAUGACAAGCCUAAGCCCAAGAAGAAGAAGGUCAAGACCAUCAAGACUACUGACGACUCUGACGAUAUCAUUGAGCGUCUUCUCAACCUGGAAGUGCACAAAACUGAGCUUGAACAGUACGAGAAGAUCGAUGUCGAUAUGCCGAAGCGCUUGCGACCGGUUGAGGAAACAACGAUCGAAGAGCAUCCAGAAGUCGUAGAAGAAGUCAGAUCUGACACCGGUGUAGUCAAGAAGAAGGUCGUUAAGAAGAAGAUCAUCAAGAAGCGUGUUGGGCCCAAGGAAGAGGUCACUGAGGAAGUUACCGUAGAGGAAGAUGGAAAACAGCCUGAGACAACUGUCACAGUAACCGAGCAUGAGGUUCCAUAUGAAGUUACAGAGCCUUUCGAGGAGGAGCGCAAGCCUCUCGAAGCUGUUGUGGAUGAGUAUCCAGAGCCAAUGCAGACAACGCUUAAGACGAAGACUACCAAGAUCGUCAAGAAGAAGGUCAAGAAGAUCAAGCAAGGCGAGCCCAGCUCCGAAGAAGUUCCUCAGGAAGAGGUGGACGAGUUGGUCCUCGAACAGACUCCCAUGGAGCAACCAGUUAUUGAGGAGCUCCCAGAGCAUGUUGAGGUCGUUGAGACCAUCACUAAGGAAGGAAAGCCCAAGAAGCACGUCACCAAAACCAAGGUCAUCAAGAAGAAGACGGCCGGAAAGGUCGAGGAGGUCAAGAUUGUGACUGUGCAAGAAGACGAUCAAGUACCCGAGACCACGGUCACCAUGACUGAGGAAGAGACUGCUCCUGAAACAGUUCCUACCGGGUCUGAGGAGACUCCGUCGGUGGAAGUCAUCAAACCAAAGAAAAAGAAGAUCAAAACCAUCAAGAAGACGGGCGAUGACACCGACGACAUUAUUCAAAGGCUUUUGAAUCUAGAAGUGAAAAAGACCGAACUAGAGCAAUAUGAAAAGAUUGAUGUGGAGUUCAAGAGUAAGACAAAGCACACGGAAGAACACGUGAUUGAAGAUCAGCCAGAGUUUGCCGAAGUCUCGGAUGUACCUGUGCAGCGUGCAGUGAAGAAGAUUACCAAAACUAAAACCAUCAAACCCAAGCCAGCACUGGACGAUGAGCAAAAACCUUCCAUUGAAAUAGUCGAUGAAGAACAUGUACCAGAGCUUCCAGAAUCUAUCCAAGAACAGGAGGAAGCAUAUGAGCAAGCAGAAGAAUACGCGUACGAAAUGCCUCAAGAACAAAUUCCAGUUGUUGAGGAGCUUCCUGAAGAAAUCACGGUUAAUGAAGUGGUUACACUUAGUGGCAAGAUCAAAAAGCAAACUACUAAGAAACGUACUGUAAAGAAAACCAUUGGCGACAAGCAAGAGCUAGUCGAAGUAGUGACGGUUGAAGAGGAAGGCCAACAGCCCGAAACAACCAUAACUAUCACAGAAUCGGAAGAACAGCCAGAACUGCCAGCUACCAUUGAACAAAUGGAAGUUGAGUCACCCAUUAAACCGAAAGAGCCUCGAAAGCUGAAAAAGAAGAAAGUUAAGUCGAUAAAGACUACGGACGAUGUGGAUGAUAUUAUCGAACGAUUGCUUAAUCUCGAGGUGAAGAAGACCGAACUGGAACGUUACGAACGCGUUGAAGUAGAGCUCAAGAAACGCCACAAAACGCUAGUGGAAGAAACCCUGCACAUGCCUGUAGCAGAGAUGGCUGUGCUGGAGGUGAUGGAGCUUCCCAAACCAGAAACUGUUCGCAAAACUUCCAUCACCACAGUUCCACAAGAACCGGAACAAGCUAAGAAGGUUGUUAAGAAAAAGAAACCUACAUCUUUACCAGAAGCACAAGUUACAGAGGAACCAGUUUCGAUCCCUAGUGUAGCUCUGGAAGAAACCAUUGCUUCAGAAGAAACUACCGUAUUAGACGAUAGUCUAAACGAAGAGCCAACAACGCCAAGUACGGCGAUUAUUAAAAAGAAAGUCACUAGAAAAUCUGUGCGCAAAGAACAACCCAUAGCAGCUGAAGAUGUGCCAUCUGAGCAACCUUCCGAGAAAGCAGAGGUACCAGAAACGGUUGAGAUGUUUGAAAGUGAUCUAACAGAAGUUGAUGUAGCUCGCGAAAUUUCAAUAGCAGUACCACAGCCACAGGAAGCUUGCGUUGAAGAGUACGACGAUUCAUUCUUAACAUACGAAGAGAAAUCGCUCAAGAAAUUACAAGAAGAAAAGCUCAAACCGACUACAGAGGCGCAAGCCGAACCCAAGAAGGUUGAAAAGAAGGUUAAGAAAAAACCCAAGAAGGACAAGCCGUCUGAAGAAGACGAACAGCUUCAGCGCUUAUUGAACUUGGAGAUUGAAAAAACGCAACUCGAGCAGUACGAGAAGGUUGAGCUCGAAAGCAAACCCAAGCCAGAAAAAAUGAAACCAGUAUUGGUGCCUCAAAAAAUUGAGCGCAAAGAACAAAAAGCUCAAAAGAUGCUUAUCUCAGAGCCAGAAGAACAGCCACAAAUGGUACGGCUUCGAAAGGUAAAGGUGCCGGAACGCAAGGAAAUAGAGGAAGUAGUCGUUCCCAAGGUACUGCUCAAGAGUCGCAUGAUCGCGGUGGAAUAUCCGCCAGAAGCGUUGAAACCGGUCAUUACCGAUCUGACACCCGUGAGAGCAAUUGGCGAGCUGUCGAGAAUUGAGGAGGAAGAAUCUGCUGAGAAGCUGAAAAAGAUUAAGAAGAUCAAAACUAGCAAGAGCAAGAAGCUGGAAUUGGAAACGCCAGAAACGAUGGACUAUGAGGACGAAAAGCCAGAAAAGGAAGAGUUCGACCAGGAAGCUCACAGGUAUCAGCGUAAACCUAAAGAAAUCUCGGGCGAAAAACCGGAAGAGAAAACGCUCAAGCUAGGCAAGGGUAAGCUAAAGAAGGAUGAAGACGACAUUGAGCAGGUGAAGCUGAAGAAAACGCCCAAAAAGCCCAAAGAGGAAGAGCCGGAAGAGCAAAAGACCGUGACGAAGCCAAAGCAAAAACCAACAGAAGUCGAAACAGACGACAAGCAACGUCAUGUCGAAAAGCCCGUCUAUAAACCCACUGACAUACCAGACUAUACGGUUGAUAUGGAGGAAUAUAAGGCUCCAGAACCAAUUCCAGACGAACCGGAAGAGGAAGCAAAGAAAAAGCCAAAGCCCAAGAGGAAACCGAAAACACCGGACGAGAAGGAAGAGGAACCGAAACCGUUGGUAAUGGGUAAGGGUAAGCCUAAACCUGAAGAGCCGGAGGAAGAUGUCAAGUUCAGAAUUCCUGUUGGUAAGAAAGAGGAUGAGGAGCCAACCGAGAUCAAGUUGAAACCGUUCAAAAAGCCUGCUUCCAAAGAUGAAGAGCCAGCUAAAGAUGCUGAUAGAGAAAUGGCUCUCCCGGCUAGUACUGAAAAGCCUCAGGAACCAGAAGAGGAAACUACUUCACCGCAAAAGGUCAAAAAGAUCAUAAAGAAAACUAAACCAAAACAGAAACCAGACGCACAGGAACAGCUGGACGAACCGGCCGAAGAGGAAAUGCCCCAAUCGGUGCCAGACAUUGUCGAAGACGUUCCUGACAUUGUUCAUGCUGUAGUGCCGAAAACUAUCACCGAUGAGGAGUUCCAAAAGCCGGAAGAACUAGAUCUUACCCCACAGCCGCAGUUUGAUUUCGUAAUAGAGCAGCUGCCCGAGGAGGUUAAGGUGACGCAGGUCAAAACGGAAGCCGGCACAGUUGAGCAGCAAACAGUGAAGAAGCGCAUCAUCAAAAAGAAGAAAGACGACAAGGAAGAACUCAUUGAGAUAGUGACCGUGCAGAAGGGCGACGAGCUUCCCGAGGCAACAGUAACAGUUACACAAGUGACCCCGGACGACAGUACUACCACUGCAGCGCAGCCGGAAAGUGCUGCGAAGCGCAAGGUACGCAUCAAGAAAACAGUCAAACCGAACACGCUAGAAGCGGACAUUGAGCGACUCCUGAAUCAGGAAAUUUCCAAAACAGAGCUCGAGGUCUACGAGAAGACAGACUUUGAGCCGGCAAAGCGCGUCAAAGAGCAGUCGGUUGAAGCGGUUGCUCCCGAAACAGCCGUACUGGAAGAGCCUACUCCUACCGCACCGCAGCAGGUGAAGGUUAAGUCGAAGGCCUCCAAGAAACAACACCCAGUCACCCCAUUACAAGCCAUACCACUCGAACCAGCCAUUGGACACGAAGCUACCCAACAGACACUCGAUACCACCACACACACAGUCGAAGACAGGCGGCCAAUCAGUGCGGAUACCGUAGAUUUGCAGGAGGACACAUUCGAGACGAAUGAAUUCGUUGAGACCGGUCCGUUGCAGGAUGUUGUGCAGCCGGUCGAUGUACCGGAAGCCGCGCUGGAGAAGCCGGAGGUAUCGCUGAAGCCUCAGGUGGCAGCCGCUCCGGUCGAGGAGGUGUUGGACGUGGCGGUGGAACAGACGGACGCUGUGGCAGCCGAGCUUCCACAGGAAGAGCAGGCGGCCGCGUCCGAAAUUCCAUCCGCCGUUACCGAAACACCAAUCGUGAGUAAACCCAUUCUUGAAGCAGCUCCAAUCGAAGCCGUUCUUGAGCAGCAGGUUGAGGAGACGGGUACGGCCGACGCACUAAAGCUGGAAGGAGAGCAGCUCGCACCGGUCGAGGUGCCCGAUGACGCCACCGAGAAGCCGCUGGUGCAGGCCAAACCAACGCUCGAGGCUGCCCCGAUGGAAGAGCUGCUCGAGCAGCAGGUCGAGGAAACGGACAAUGUGCCUUCGCUGGCGCUCGAUACCGUGCAGGUAGCGCCGAGCGAUGUGUCGGAGCACGCAACCGAAAAGCCUACGGUACAGGACAAGCCCCUGCUGGAGGCCGCCCCUGUGGACGAUCAGUUCGAUGUGUCCAUCGAGGAAGCGGACACGGUUGCUUCGCUCACUCUGAACGAGGAGCAUCUGACGCCAGUCGAUGUGACGAUCGGAGCAACCGAAGUGCCGGCAGUGCAAGGCAAACCGACGGUUGCUGCAGCCCCAGCCGAAACCGUUCUAGAGCAAGCGGUGGAAGAGGCUGCAGCCGUGCAGGAGCCUGUGCUGGAGACGGAGUCGCUUGUGCCGGUGGAAGAGCAGCGGGCAGAGCCGACGGAAGAGGCGCUGGUACAGCCGGCCGCUACCGUCGAAACUGCUCCGGCCGAAGCGCCCAAGAAGGUGGUGAAGAAGGUGGUGAAGGUAACGAAGAAGUCCAAGAAGUCCAUCGACGAUGACGAGGAGCUGCAGCGCCUGCUCAACCUGGAGAUCGAGAAAACGCAGCUGGAACAGUACGAGAAGAUCGACGUCGACGGCAAGCCGAAGGUUAAGCCGGAGAAGGGUGAGAUUGUUAAGCUAGAGCCUAUUAAGAUCGAACGUAAGGAACAGAAACCGAUUCAGCCAGAAAUCACUGACACACAAGAACCACAAACAGUUAAACUGCGCAAAACCGUCAUACCAGAGAAGCGGGAGGUGGAAGAGGCAGCCGUACCAAAGGUACUGCUGAAGAGCCGCAUCGAGCGGGUGGAGCUCGCCGUCGAAGGGCAGCAGCCCGAGAUCGUGCAGCUGGACACCCGGCCGGGACAGGGAGUGUUGUCGCGCAUCGAGGAAGACGAGGUGGAGCGUACGAAGAAGGUGAUCAAGAAGGUAAAGGUGAUCAAGAAGGAAAAGCCCGAGCUGGAAACGCUGGACAUUGAGCGGUACGAGAAGGAACCGAAGGAAGACGAGCCGAAGGACGAACAAAAGCCACAGUACCAGCGGCAGCAAAAGGAAGCUCCGAAGGAUGAACCGGAAGAGCGCACGCUGCAGCUGGGCAAGGGUAAGUUAAAGACGGACGAGGAGCAUCACGAGGAGGUGAAGCUGAAGAAAACGCCCACCAAACCAAAGGAAGAAACGGUCGAGGAAGUGAAGCCAAAGAAAAAGGUCGAAGAAAAGCCAAAGGAAGAGGAGCUGGACAGCAAGAAGCGCAGCGUGGAAAAGCCAAAGUUCACACCGACCGAUAUUCCGGACUAUGAGACGCCUCUCGAGCCGUACGUGAAGCCGGAACCAGAACCGGAGGAAAAACCGGUACAGGAACCGGAGAAACCAAAGGUACCGAAGGAGCCGAAGGUGCCCGAGGUUCCCGAGGAACCCGAGCACAAGAUCGUUCUAGGUAAGGGCAAGAAGCCGGAACCGGAACCUGAGGAUGAGUUCAAGUUCCGCAAACCGGUACCAACGAAGCCGGAGGAAGAAAAGGAUGAGAUUAAGCUGAAACCAUUCACAAAGCCAACGCCCGACACAGAACCGAAAGAGCGUGAAGCAGACCGUGAUAUGGCGCUUCCAGUUCCAAAGGAUGUGCCCGAUAGUGCAGAACCGGACGCAGCUAAGAAGAAGGUAAUCAAGAAGGUUAUCAAAAAGCCGAAAGCACCGGCCGAGGAAGAACCUAAACUAGAGGAGCCAGUCACGGUGCCCGAAGCACCGGUUCCGAUUGAAGUACCUGCUCCAGUGGUUGAAGAGGUGGUGCCUGUACCUGUUGAGGAGGUCAAGAAACCCAAGGAAGUGCAGGUGGACCAGCCCAAGGAGCUGGUACUUCCACAACCGGCCGAAGAAAAAACAGAAUCUCUCCCCGUUCCACAAGUCCCAGAAGAGAAACCAAUCGAAACUGUACAAGAACCUGCGCCGGAGGUGAAGGAAGAAGCCCCGGUAGAGGUACUGGAACAGAAGGAGAAGAUCGUAAAGAAAAAGGUUGUGAAAAAACCAAAGAAAAAACCGGAAGAAGAUGCCGAACUGGAACGCUUGCUAAAUCUGGAGAUCGAGAAAACGGAACUGGAGACGUACGAAAAGGUUGAUCUUGAACCGAAACCCAAAGAAACACCGGCCCCGAAACCGGCCGAAGUGCCUGCAAAGGUUGAAGAACCGGUUGUUGAAAAGCCAGCCGUGGUGGAGCCAGUCGUGUCCAAGGCACAGAUGGUCGAGGAAGUACUUGUGCCCGAGGAAGCACCCACUAUUGCACCGGUUGAGCCGGCGAAGCCAACCGAACCGGUAACGAAACAAGUUCCGGAGGAAGUGGUAACUGCCGUGCAGGAACCGGCGGUCGUUGUGAAGACCGACGAACCAAAGCCCGUUCCGGUUGAGCCAAAGCCGGUUGAACAGCCGGUUGAGCCAGAAAAGGUGGAAGAGAAGAAACCGGUAAUCAAGAAGAAGGUUAUAAAGAAACCCAAGAAGGCUUCUAUUGAAGAUGACGAACAGUUGCAGCGUCUGCUAAAUCUGGAAAUUGAAAAGACGGAGCUGGAACAGUACGAAAAGGUCGAUGUAGACAUCAAGAAGCCACAGAAGACGGUCGAAACGGUUGAGGUGCCGCGUACGGCACAGGUGGCCGAAGUGGAGGAGCCAGAACUGGUCGAGGUAACACUGAAGCCGAAGAAGACGGUCAAGAAACCGACCGAACCGGAACCGGUGGAGGCAGAAUUUAAGAUCACCAAAAAGCCACGUCUACCGGAAGCCCCACAAGAGGUGGAGGAGCAGAUCACGCUGAAACCGACACCGCAGAAAGCGGAAGAAACGGUUACCGUUGAGCGUAUCAUUAAGAUCGAGGUAGAGCAGCCGGAACCGGUCGAACCGCCGACCAUUGAGGAGGUGGAAGCCGAUGAACCACAGCCCGUGGAGGAUGUGGAAACGGUUGAGCCGGUGGUUGAAGAGCCGGUAGAAACGGUGGCUCCCGAGGAAGAGGUUGUCCCCGUGCAGCCCUUGAUCGAGGAGGUGCACGAUGUGCAACCGAUCAUCGAGGAUGCCGUGAUUGAGGCACCAUCCGAGGAGGCUCCAACCGUGGUCGAAUCGGUCCCGAUACAGCCCAUCGUGGAAGAACCGCAGCCAGUAACGCCUCUGCGCAAGGUGUCGCUCAAACCGGUCGAACCGAAGCCAGAAGCGCCGGCGGAGAAGAAGCCGGCCGAAAAGCCCAAGAAAAAGGUGGUGGUUGUGAAGAAGAAGAAGGCAAGCAUCGACGAUGAUGCGGAGCUGCAGCGGUUGCUGAAUUUGGAAAUCGAGAAGACCGAGCUGGAACAGUACGAGCGCGUCGAUGUGGAUCUGCGCAAGCGGGAGAAGAUGACGAUCGACGACCAACCGCAACCACAGCGAGCUGUGGAAUCGACGAUUGAGCCGGAAGAGAGCGCACAGGUGAAGCUGCCACGCAAGAAGAGCAAACCGAAGGUAGAGGCUAUUGAAGAGACGGAGGUUGAGUUUAAGAUCAAGCCUAAGAAACAACCGCAGGUGGAGGAAACGGUCCAGGAAGCGACGGUGUCGCUGAAGAAACCGAAGAAGCCAGCACCGGUGAUCGAGGAGACGGCAACGGAGGAGGUGGUUGUGUUGAAACCGUCCGUACCGAAACCGGAAGAGGUGGAAGAUGUGGAGGAGUCGAUCCAGCUGAAGCCCAAACCAGCACCGUACACGACCGAUGAAGCGGAAGCUUCGCUCAAGAUCGUCCGAGAAGAGGAACAACCGGCCGAACCGGAGCCUGUGAAGGUGGAAGAGAAGAAGCCCAAGAAGAAGGUUGUUCCGAAGAAGAAGAAGGACGACGAUAUUGAUGAGAUCACGAAGAAGCUGCUCGAGAUGGAUGUUCCGAAGACGGAGCUGGAGAAGUACGAAAAGAUCGAUCUCGACGUUGUGAAACCACCGAAGGAGACGGUCGACGAGGUGACGAUGGUCAAGCGCAAACCAAAGGUGAAACCAUCGGUCGAGGAAGAGGAAGAGGUUGAGACGAAGCUUUCUCUGCCCAAGAAGAAACCAUCCAUUACGGAACCGGAAGAGGCAGAGGCUACGUUUAAGGUAGCACGAAAGCCCUCGGUACCGCAGCAAGCCGAAGAUGUUGAAGCAUCGCUUACGAUCACCAAGGAGGAGGAAGUGCCGGCAGAGGAAGAGAUCACCGAGCACGUUGUGGUGCGCAAACAGCGCCCCCGUCCCAAGCCCGCCUUCCGGCGCGAAGUCCUGGACGAGGAGGAGGUGCGCAUCAAGAAGAUCAAAAAGGUACGCCAACCGCGGCCCGUCUUCAAGGACAUCGAGCCCGAAAACGUUACGUUCCGGCCGAAGCGCACCAAGCACAUCGAAGACAUCGAGCAGGAGUUCAAGAUACAGCUCGAUUCGUACGCGCGCGAAGAAAUCUCCAUGUCCGGCCGGGUGAAGCUGCCGGCACCGUACAGCUACGGCGAGGAAACGGGCGAAGCGCACAUCACCAUCAUCAAGCAGGUGGACGAGGACGAUGAGGUGGUGUACGAGGUCAUCUACGAUGAUAGUGAGCAGGACGCGGAGGAAGAGUACCGGUACGAGGACGAAGACACCGAGAACGUGGUGAUCGAGCUGCGCAGACGGCGCGAAAAGCUCGAGAACCUGAUCAUGCACCACGAGGAGGAAAUCUCACUCGAUCUGACGCAGCGUAACAGAUCACAGUUCACCACCACCACACACGAAGAAGAAUCAUUCACACUGAAACAGCCCAAGAAAGUCCUACCAACAUACUCUGAAGAAACGGCAUCGCUGAAAAUUAUCCGUGAGGAAGAUGCAAACGAUAUGUACUGCAUUCAGGCUGUUGAGGCAGAGAAUGAGGAAGCACUGCACAUCGUGGAAGGAGAGAAGGUCUAUGUUAUUGAGCAUAGCAACUCGGAAUGGUGGUACGUGAAGCGAUCCUGGUGCGAAGAGCGCGGUUUCGUGCGUCGCGAGUACCUGAUGGACGCCGUCACCUAUCCGCAGUACGUGCAGAAGACGCUGAACGAAAAGAUCGACAAACUGCCGGUGUUUGAGAAGCCGGGCCCGGGUGAGAAGCCGCUCGCACCGAAGAUCAUCGAGAAGCUGCAGCCGAUCACGACGCAGGAUGGCUACACGGUGCAGUUCGAGUGCAAGGUGGAAGGAUUCCCGCGACCGUCGAUCACCUGGUUCCGCCAGACGGCCGUCAUUAAACCGUCGCAGGACUUCCAGAUCUACUACGAUGACGACAACGUUGCCACGCUGAUCAUUCGCGAGGUGUUCCCGGAGGAUGCGGGCACGUUCACGUGUGUCGCUAAAAACAUUGCCGGAUUCGCUUCGAGCGCUACCGAGCUGGUUGUUGAUUCGUACAGCUCGGACCAUGGUUCGGACGUUGCCACGCUGUCGCGCAAAAGCAUGUCGCGCGAGUCAUCGCUGGCCGACAUCCUGGAAGGCAUCCCGCCCACGUUCUCGCGCAAACCGAAGGCGCAGUACGUGGACGCGGGAUCGGAUGUGCUGCUCGAGUGCCGUCUCGUGGCCGUGCCCGAGCCGGACAUUCUCUGGUACUACAACGGGGUGGAGAUCGAGAGCAAGGACAACGUGCAGGUCGUGGUGGAGUCGGACAUGCACAUGUACUGCACCGUGGUGCACAUCAAGGGCAUCGACAAGCUGCAGGAGGGCUCGUACCAGGUGGUCGCCCGCAAUCGGGAAGGUGAAUCGUCGCUCGACAUCAUGGUGAAGGUGAAGACAGGCGUGCAGGAACCGCCCCAGAUUCUAGAACCGCUCAAGAGUAUGACGAUCCGCCAGGGCGAGACGGUGAUUCUGUCCACGCAGAUCGUCGGCAAUCCGGCACCGGAGGUGCAGUGGUUCAAGAACGGUGUGGCUUUGGACGUGCCGACGCAAGCGGAUCGUAACAUGUACACCGUGACGCUGGUGGCUCCGACGCACGACAAUGCGGGCGAGUACACUGUGCGCGCCAAGAACGCUGCGGGAAGCGUUGAAACGAGUGCCUUCCUUACGGUCGAUGAAUCGAACGUUGGUAACCCGCAAGCACCACUCUUCCUGGAGCGCUUCGAAGAGCAGAGUGUGCCACAGGGCGGUACGAUCAAGCUUCCCGCAAGGGUGACCGGUAAUCCAGUGCCCGAGAUUCUCUGGCUGCGCAACAACAACACGCUGCUGCCGUCCAAGCGCGUCAAGCAGGCGUACGAUGGUGAAAACAUUGAGCUGUUGAUCAACAACGCCGACUCGGAGCAGGACUCGGGCAACUACAAGUGCAUUGCGUCGAACACGAUCGGCAAGGCAUCGCACGGUGCGCGCGUUACGGUCGAGGUGGACAAGGUAACGUUCACCAAGAAGCUGAAGAAGACGAUCACGGUGGAGGAAAGCCGUUCGGUGACGCUGGAGUGCGAAACGUCGCACACGGUGUCCACCAAGUGGUUCCACAACGGCAAGGAGCUGAGCGGCAUGGACCAUCGCAUGAUCGUGCAGGAGGGCAAGGUGCACAAGCUGAACAUCAAGAACCCGACCAUCAACGAUACGGGCGUGUACCGGUGCACGGUCAAGGAUCAGCAGACCGAGUGCAGCCUGACGGUCAUCGAGGCGAAGCCCGAGUUCCUGCGCAAGCUCGAGGACGUCGAGACGAAGGAGAAGGAGCACGCCGUGCUGGAGGUGGAGAUCACGUCCGAGACGGCCGACGUUACCUGGUACAAGGAGGGCCGCAAGCUGGUCGAUACUACCGGCAAGUACGAGUUCGCCAAGAAGGGCAAAUCGCGCGUACUGUUUGUGCGCAACACGUCCGUGCACGAUGAGGGCGAGUACACGUGCGCCCUGGCCGAUCAGGAGUGUUCGGCCGAGGUGUCCGUAAUUGAGCUGCCGCCGGAGAUUAUCAGUGCACCGCGAGACGUAACGGUUGCCCGCGGGGAGGACGCCAUCUUUGAGCUGGAGCUCACCAAGGGCGAUGCGCUGGUGCGCUGGUACCGCAACGAGGAGGAGCUGUCGUUCAACGGGCACGUGCAGCUGACGAUCGAUGGCAAGCGGCAGACGCUCAAGAUCAACAAGACGGUCGAUGCGGACGGUGGAGAGUACACGUGCGUGGUCGGUGAGCAGCGUGCCAAGGCUCGGCUGACGGUGGAGAAACCGGUCGUCGACUUUGUUCGUCGUCUGCCCGAGGUUACGCUGACGACGCGCGAUAACGAUGCCGUGUUUGCGGUGGAGUUGUCCGAGUCGGCAGAUGUGGUGUGGUACCGCAACAGCAAGGCUAUUACCGCCUCCAGCAAGUAUGAGCUGGUUGUGGAGAAGUGCAUUCGCAAGCUGAUCGUGAAGAACAGCGUCGAGGACGAUGAGGACGAGUACACGUGUACGGUGUCGAACGCGAAAACGUCCUCGAAGCUGAAGGUGGAGAUUAUCAAGGUUGCGCCAACUAUCUUCGAGGACGGUGCGCGUACGUUCACGAUCCGCAAGGACGAGGACGUUACGUUCAGCGUGAAGUUUAACGCGACGCCCAAGCCGGAGGCUGAGUGGCGUGUGAACAAGCGCGUCAUCAUCCCGUCGGCGAAGUUUGUCUCGACUGUUACAGAGGAGACGGCCAGUCUGACGAUCAAGCGUGCGGCGGAAGUCGAUGCUGGAGAGUUUACGCUCAAGCUGACGAACGAAUGUGGCGAUGCUAGCGCUUCCUUCACGCUCAUUAUCAAGAAACAACCCGGUGCUCCAGAAGCACCAGAGGCAACGCUCAUCACCGAUGACUCGAUCACGUUGUUCUGGAAGGCACCAAGCGACGAUGGCAACAGCAAGAUCACCGAGUACUUGUUGGAAUAUCAAGAGAAGAAUCAAAAGAAAUGGACCGAGGUUACGAGCAUCACUGAAACGACCACCACCGUCACGAAGUUGACGAAGAAUGCUGAGUACACAUUCCGUGCCACCGCCAUCAACGAGGUGGGCAAGGGUCCAGCGUCACCCAACUCGCCGUACUACAAGAUCGUGGCACCGAUCCAGAAGGAAGCCCCGACGGUAAGCGAGCACCUGAAGGAUGUGCACGUCGGACUCGGCCAAACGGUAACGCUGAGCUGCAUUGUGACGGGCGUGCCCGUCCCAGACGUGGCCUGGUUCCGCAACGGACAGCCGCUCAAGCAGGACGUCGUGUCGUACGAGAACGGUUCCGCCAAGUACCAGAUCAAGUCGACCACGGUGGAAAGCGGGGCCAAGUACACGUGCCGCGCCACCAACGAGGUGGGCAGCGUAGAGAGCAGUUGUCAGGUGGUGAUCGAGGAGAAACCGACGCUGACGGUCGAGAAGAAGCAGAUCGUGCAGAAGCUGCGCGUUGGCGACGAGUGGAAGGUUGUGGCCGAAUUCACCGGCUUCCCGGCACCGGAGCUGAUCUGGUACCGCGAGGAGGAGAAGCUCACUUCCACCGCCGAGCAUACGAUCGUUACCGUGGGUCAAUCGUCCACUAUCGUCAUCUCGUCGCUGGACCGUGCCCACACGGGCAAGUACACGGUGGAGGCACGCAAUGCGGCCGGUUCGGCAACGGUCGAGCUGACGCUGAAGGUAAUCGACAAGCCGAGCAAACCGGAGGGACCGAUUGUGGUGCGCGAGCUCAGCCCCGAGGCGGUGGUGAUCGAAUGGAAGCCACCGUCCGACGACGGUGGGCUGGAGAUUUCCCAGUUCACCAUCGAGAAGUGUGACGAUGCGAACAAGAACGCCUGGAUCAAGGUGGCGGACGUGCAGCGCAACAUCAAGUCGUACUGCAUCCAGAAGCUGAUCGACAGCACGCAGUAUCACUUCCGCGUGAUUGCGCAGAACCCGGUCGGUUGUUCCGAGCCGCUGGAGAGUGCGACGGUGAAGAUUCAGCAGACGGUGGAGCCACCGUCGCCACCGCGUGGCCCCAUUGAAACGUCCGGCAUGACGAGCAGCUCAUUCACGCUCAUGUGGCAGCCGUCCGAGUCGAACGGUGGCAGCAAGAUCACGGAGUAUGUUGUGGAGGUGAAGGAAGCGAAGAAGAAGGUCUGGAAGGUGGCUGGUACGACCAGUGCGUCCGAAACGUCGCUGCUGAUCGAGAACCUGGCAAUGAACAAGGCGUACGACUUCAAGAUCACCGCCAAGAACAAGGUCGGCUCGAGUGAACCACUCCAGACGGUGGAGUCGAUUGUGGCCGGAAAGGAAAUCACUCCACCAUCAGCACCGCGCAACCUGCGCAUCACGAACGUUACCAGCAAGAGCGUCAAGCUCGAGUGGCAGCAGCCCGAAACGAACGGUGGCUCCGACGUGACCGGUUACAUCAUCGAGAAGCGGCUCACUACGGCGCAACAGUGGACCAAGAUCAAGACGCUCGAGUCCAACUGUCUGUCGUACUGUGUGGACAACAUGAAGGAAAAGACCGAGCUGCUGUUCAGGAUAUUCGCCGAGAAUGCGGUCGGGCUUAGCUCGCCCACCGUCUCGGAGAGUGUGGUGCUCAAAUCACAUGCCACGGUUCCGUCUCCACCAACUGGUCCGCUAGAGGUACGCUACCUGGGACCGAACAUUAACAUCGUCGAGUGGGGCAUUCCAGAGUCGGACGGUGGCGCCCCGAUCGAGGGCUACACCAUUGCCAUCCGCAACGCGAAGAAAACGAUGUGGAUGGAGGUGGGCCGCGUCGCGGCCGACUGCCAGUCGUUCAACAUCAAGGAUCUGCAGGAAAGCGAAGACUACCUCAUCCGCAUCAUGGCCCGCAACGAGGUCGGCCUGAGCGAUCCGCUCGAGUCGGACGAACCGUACACGGUGCAGCUCGGUGCCGCUCCGGACGAUGUGCACGACGAAACGACGAGAGACUUCUCCGAGCCGACGGGCACGAACACGUCGUCCUGGCUGCGGGAACACAACAUGACCGCCGACAUCAACAGCUACGCCCGCCAUAAGCUGCUGAGGAGAAGCGAGUACUUCUUCAAGCUGUGGGUAAACGCCAAGAGCCUGUUCAAGUAAACAGAACGAGAGAGAUGGAAAGAGAGAGAGAGAAAGUGGGAGAGGCAGAGAGAUGAAGAGUUCCAGCUUAUAGUCCAACCCCGUUAUUAACCGUUAUCAAACUGUUCAUUUGAAUUGUGGAUACACAAGGUUCCAUGCUCCAUCAAAACUGGUGGCUUACCGGAGUUCGAGUAAUAUGCUAGAUGUUGUAUGUAAAUGUUGCUGUAAAACCGAAGAUAUCUAUAUGCGAACGUCCCAUUCUACCAAUAGAUCCUCCCCUAGCAAAGCCAAAGGGAGCAAAUUGUAAGAAUCUUCAUGGAACUGUGAUAAAAAGAGCAACAGCAGUUGAACCUCCUGCCCUUCGGUGCAGAGAGAAGGCGAGCAAAGUAGAAGAAGGAGAAAAAAAGGCAAUACACACCCCUCCCCCCUCACAGCCCCAGUGGCCACUGUCCACUAUCCCCGCGGCUGGGUGGCCACUGGUGUGUGUGCGUUUCGGCGGGUGUGGGUGUUGCGCCGCAAAAUGUAAUCAUGUAUGAAUGUAUAAAUUGUAAUUGAAGAGAGAGCAGAAAAGAAACAACACAAACACACGACUAACAAUACGGCCGGCAACAUCCCGGCAACGACGACGCAGCACCUCGACAGGGCAAUCCGCAGGACCUAUCCUGGGUUGGCCCUUGGCUGCGUUGGAACAAUUUUGGUACUGCUUCUUGUAGCUACUCCUGGGAAGAGGAAUCAUCAUCAUGACCUUACGGCGGUCGCCGCCCCAUCGUAUUCAGCAUCCACAGGUCUGAAGGGGGACAACAUUGGUGCGAAUGUUGUCCUUCAUCGGGCAAACGGUUGAGAAUUUGGGUAGGGCCCGUAGUGAGACACCGAUCAUGUAUAGAGAAAUGCGAAACAAAAUGCUCAGGAGUAGCGAACACAUACAAAAGAAAGAAUGAAAAAAACGAGCUAAAUACUUUCUUUGCCAAUUUUAUCUAUGAUCUUUGUUGAAUUCUAUGUUACGAUCUGUCGAGAGGAGAGAGGAAAUUUGAUAAAAGAAGAAAGAUAGGGAGAAAGAGAUAGUUUAUUUAAAUGAAUGUUUUGCUAUACUUUCUUGUUUAUAUUUUCCUUUGAAGAAAAAAAAAAGAAUGCCACCAACAUGAAGAAGGGGCAUUAGCAUGUUGAAACGAUGUUUUACACUGUGUGUUGAAUAAAGUGAAUCUUUUUGAAACUAUUUAAACAAA